Molecule: messenger RNA, 47269 nt
Organism: Podarcis lilfordi (Lilford's wall lizard)
Lineage: Eukaryota; Metazoa; Chordata; Lepidosauria; Squamata; Lacertidae
Source: the annotation of a GenBank genome assembly
CUCCCUCCCAAGCCUGGCAAACACGAACUCCCCUCUGAGAGGGGCGGGAAAGGCGCGCGAAAUUUCGGAGAGGCGGCGGCGCGGCCUGCCUGCCUGCCUGCCCCGCUGUCGGCUUCCCCACAGCCUGGAGAGGGCGGGCGGCUGAGGAGAAGCGAGGCGAGGCUCCGGCGCGGGGCCUCCGCGGGCUUCCUGCUACGACGGGGCGGGGAUUUCCUGAGGAGUUUCGCGGCGCUUUGCUUCCCUUUCGCUUUUUGCACGCAAAGUCCGAGGGGGAAAAGAAGUCUUUCUGAGGGGACGGGCUUCUUCCACCGGCACCGGCGGCCGCCGCCCCUUCGCUUCCCGAGCAUGGCGGGGUCGCUGCCGCCGGCCGCCCCUCUGCCCAUCCACCGCCUCGAGGAGCCGCUGCUGAGGAGGCUGAGCGGCUCUCUGGACCGGGCGGCUCCGGGCAGAGGCUGGAGGGACUUGGCGCAGCUGGCCGGCAGCCACCGCGGUGUGAAGCUGAGGUGAGGCGAGGUGUAAGGGGUGCGGGGACCUCGCUGGUGCCUCAGGCCGUCGAGGGAAAGGCAGGCCUCUCUCUCUCUCGUUUUGCGAGGCUUUCGGGCGCCACAGGAGUCUUCGUCGACUGGCCUGAAACCCGUUUGUGGGCGCUUUGCGUUGAUGAGGAGGAGGAGGAGGAGGAAGACGCUCCCCCAGCGAUGCUGGAUGAGGAGACUCGGGGCAGGGCGAGAAAAGUGCUUCUUCGCACACAGUUUCAACAGUGGAACUCGCUGCCACAUGACGGCCGCCCGCUUGCAUAGCUUUUAAGAGCGGGCUAGAGAAGGCUAAGCCAUAUGAAAGAAUCUUUCAUAUGUGGUGGACCAGUAAGAGGGUAAAAGAGUAUUGGGAAAUACAGUACUGUAAUUUAUAAUGAAUUUUUUUGGGGUGGGGUGGGGGGAUGUUUAAAAGCACUUUCCUAAAAAACAAAACAAAAAAACAGAGUCCUUUUUGUUGGGGAUAAUUCAGAUGGAAACUUCCAGGUGUCAAAAAAGGUUACUACUACUGCGGCUCCUGUUUCAUUAGCCCCAGAAUGGGAAAACGAGCGAGCUCCCAACCAAAGAAGAAUGGCAACUUAAACUGAUGGAAUAUGUGCAGCUUGCUGACCUAACAAUAUAGAAUAAGAGAACAAGAAGAACAUGCAUUUAAAGAAGAUUGGAAAAUGUUUAUUAAGUAUGGGGGGGGCAUUGUGUACACUUGAAAACAUCAGCAGCAAUAAGAUAAAUUCAACAGAUAAGUUUUGAAGGAUGUAAUAAUGGGAUUCUGAAUGGUUUAGUUUAUGUAAAACAUGCAGGGAUUCUUUACAGCCACAGCAGGCACUGCAAUUCUGCCAAAUGCGCACUUCUCCAUUGACUCCUGAGACAGACGGAUGCCAACCCAAUGGCUUUCAAGAGGUGGGACCAGGAGGAAGAUCAGGCUCCCCCAAAGUUAUCUCAAACCUCUUCACUGUUUCUAAGGGCCAAAAUAAGUGAUAAUGGGGGGGGGGGGGAAUCUGCAAUGGAAAGUUUCCUGGAAGGAUUUACACCACAGUAUGUGUUUCGCCAUGGAAGACCUGCCCCCUUUAGGAAUGCAUGGUUUCAUAAAAUGAAUGGGCAACUUAAUGAAUGGACAAAGCACAAAUCAAAUUAGGCGACUGGAAGGGAUGCAACAGUGGCCAAAUCUAAAAUCAAAGUUGUAAUUAAUUUUUUGGGGUGUGGGUGUGUGUGGCAGCUAUAUAUUUAUCUGCCCAGCUCUUCAGGCAUGCUAAAAUUGGUAUAUUAAUAAUUUUCAGUACCUUUCCCCCUUUAAUAUUUAAAUAGCACAAGAGAAGUGUGUGCUAUUGAGCUGUCAUUUCUUAACUUAUUUCAAAGUACAGUAUUCCAAUAAAAAUAAUUUUCAGGUGGCUCUUGGAAAAGCAGACCGUAAAAGUAGAAUAGAAAACUUCAAUGAAAAGUGAGGGGGGAAAGACCUGACAGUGCAGGUAAAACAUAGCCAUAGCAGCUAUCCUUUAGUCUUCCUUUAAUGGGUUUUGAAUCAAGGCAGCAUUUAAAGGAUAACAUAUUGGACUCUAUGUUUCUUCCCAAAGGAACCCAUCAUGAUAAAAAAUAUAAUCAGCUAAACACAAUUAUUACAUUUCAUAGAAUCAUAGGAUUGCAGAGUCAGAAGGGACCCAAGAGUCAUCCAGUCCACCUCCCUGCAAUGCAGUGUAUUUAUUUCAACAAUUUCAUAGAAUCAUAGAGUUGUAAGGGACUCUGAGGCUCAUCCAGCCCAGUGUUUCCCAAAGUGGAUGAUACCGCCCCCCUGGAGGGCACUGGGACGAUCGGGGUGGUGGUGGUAGUAGCCUCUGGAAGGCAGGUUUCCCACUUCAGUUUGUUCUGUUGUCCAAGAUAGCCAAAUUGUGAGCAACAGUAUUCUGAUACUGGGAUUCAUAACAUUGCAUGAAUCCUUCAUCAAAGUAAAUAUACACUCUCUAGAAAUGAGGCUAAUGAUAAGCUGGAAUAUUAUAGACAAAAGAGUUAAGUAAAUAUGGGGCUUAAAACAUCACUGUAAAUACAGAGUCAUAUUCUUGUUAAAAGGAACCGAGAAGUUGUAUUGAGGAAGUGUUUGAUAUAAAUAGCUGGGCAGUCUACAUUCACAUAUUUCACUCUAGCACCAGAACUCGUUUUUGAGGCAUGUUCCAGGGGAGAAAGGUUUUUAGUCCCAUAAUUAGUCAUAGUUAUAUCAUAGUGGGACGUGGGUGGCGCUGUGGUCUAAACCACUGAGCCUCUUGGGUUUGAAUCCCUGUGGCGAGGUGAGCUCCCAUUGCUCUGCAAGAUGAGCACUGCAACCCCAUAGUCGCCUUUAACUGGACAUAACUGUCCAGGGGUCCUUUACCUUUUUACCUUUCAUAAUUAUAUAAAUAUAAAAAGAUUUUCUUUUUUAUAUUUUAUGAUUCUUUGCAGUUCCCUGGAACUGGAACAGUGUUCUCUCCAAGUACUGGAGCCUGAAGGAAGUCCGAGCUGGAGUCUUCUUCAACUAAUGGGAGAGAGAGGUUGCACUGUGUUGGAGCUGACAGAAUUGCUGCAGGCCUUAGAACACACUGAGGCACUUCAGUGCCUCAGCCCGCCAAGUGAGUUUAUGGUUCUGCUAAAUCUGAGUUAUGUGUUAUGUUGAAAAUUUGGAAAGUGGCUUGGCUCUGCUGGUUCAGAACUUGGAAGGCUUCCAAAAUAUUGGAGGCUAAAAUCAUAACUGGGAGGGAAGGAAGGGAAAAUGGUCAGCUUUCUCCUCUCAUUUCCAGUUACCUGUCUUUUUUGGAGCUAUCAAAGUCCCUUCAGCUUUCUUCACCUGUUGGGAGGGAGACUUUAAAGGUCUACAUGUGCAGACUCAGAGUCAGGCUACUUUUAUGCUAAGUGCAACAUUUUCCAGACUGGUAGCCACUUUAGUCUCUUGCAGCAAGAACAAAUACAAAUACCUUGGUUUAUGAACUUAAUCCAUUCCGGAAGUCCGUUCUUAAACCGAAACCGUUCUUAAACCAAGGUGCGCUUUCCCUAAUGAGGCUUCCCGCUGCCGGUGCCCUUCCACCAUUUGGAAUCCAUUCUUAGACCGAGGUAAAAUUCUCAAAUCUGGACACUACUUCCUCUUUUGUGGAGUUCGUAAACCGAAUCAUUCAUAAACAGGACUGUUCUUAAACCGAGGUACCACUGCACUGGCAAAUAUAUUAUGGAAGAAGCUUUUGUGGACCACAGUCUACCUCACUAGAUUUAACAUAUGUAACCUGGCAAUCCAUGACCCAGUGUACUUAGGGUAUGCUAAAGACAAAAUAUAAAGCAGACUUUCAGAAGCCAGGGUUCUGAUGCAGUGAGCUGCCACACAGGCAAAUAAGUAUUUAGGAUGGGGUGGAAUGACAGCUAUACGAGUCGCAUGAAAAGUAAAGGUAACAGUAUUGGCCCAUAAGAAAAAUCCCAUGCAUAUCAGGGCAAUACGUUUGUCAGGCCAACCACAGUAUCAUGAAAUAGUGUGCAGGCUUUUGAAUUCUCCAGACCUCUUCAUCAUGCAAAACAAAAAUGGUAAAUAAGGCAGAGUGGGGGAGUUGACUGCUGGUAAAGCCAUGAGUCUGUGUCUUGAAAGAGUCUUAAUACAGAAUGUGGUAGGAAGUAGCAUGCAUGCAAUUAGGCUCUUUUAGUUGGCACCAUAUCAGUGUAGCAUCUUGCCUUAAGGUGUUGAGUUGGCCUUGUAUGCAGUGACAGCAGUGUGUACUGGACCUCUGGUGUGAGAAUCCAUCACCUUUACUGGAGGUACUGUAGAAACCCCUUGUUUUAGUCCAAGGCUGGUGCAGGAUGCAUGAUGGACAGAAGGACAUGGAACAUCUCUCAUGUGAAUUUUGGCUCCACAAAGCCGUCUUUCUCUCUCCCUCCCUUUUUAAUAAUAUAAUUAAUUAUAAUUAUAAUUUAUUACUUAGGGCUUUAAGGCCCCUCAAACUAUUGAGAUGUUAUUGCACCAACAUUUUUGGACUCAUUUAAGGUUUCUGUAUAAUUUACCAUUUAAACACCUAGUAUCAUAGAAAACACCUCCUUCUUGUAAAGUAACCAAUGCUAAGCUUUCUAAAUACAGUGGUACCUUGGGUUACAUACGCUUCAGGUUACAUACGCUUCAGGUUACAGACUCCGCUAACCCAGAAAUAGUGCUUCAGGUUAAGAACUUUGCUUCAGGACGAGAACAGAAAUCGUGCUCCAGCGGCACGGCAGCAGCAGGAGGCCCCAUUAGCUAAAGUGGUGCUUCAGGUUAAGAACAGUUUCAGGUUAAGUACGGACCUCCAGAACGAAUUAAGUACUUAACCCAAGGUACCACUGUAUUACCAGUUGAGUCUUAAAACAAGUUAAACAUUGUCACGUUAUCAGAAACCAGACAUUAAAAUCCGUUAUCAAUAACCAAACAAGAAAGAAAAAUAAAUAAAAAGUGGGUGGGGCAAAAUCGCUUCCUUUCUUCUGUUAGAUCACAUAAAGAAAAAUUUGCAAAACGUUGCCAUUCAUAAAAUUUCUUACUUUAUAUAUUUCUUGUUUCAAAUUAGUUGUUCUGUAUGCGACUUCACAUGCCUGUUUGGUAUCAUUUGUUUAUAUUUGGAAAUAGAGUCAGAUUAGAGGGGGGGAAUGUGUCUGUGUGUUUAGUAACACAAAAAAUCAAAUAGGAUGUACAGAUCAAUCAAAGGCAAAUAAAAAUCAAAGGCAAUCAAAGGCAAAUAAAAAGAAUAACUGUGAUUGUGAAUGAGUGAAGUACAGAGAUUGUUUACAUCUUCAUCUUCAAUAUUAAAAAGUAAAUAAAACCGAUGGGUCAGAAUUUACAUCUAAAUGAAAUCAGAUCAAAAGCCAUUUUAAAAGUAGAAUUGGUUGGGGAAGAGGGCAGUCUGAAACAUGAAGGCAAAUGCCCCCUCCAUAGCGAUGCGUGAAUCAUGAAUGGAAUUUUAUUUCACAACAGAAUAAGAUAGGUGUGCCAUGCUGGUUGAUUACUUUAGCUAUUGUCAGUUCAAGCUACUCUGUACAUCUGUGUAUACACAAAGGAUGGGGUUGCUUAUCAGCCACAGACCAUGAAGGUGAAUGUGGCUAUAAUGUUGCCACUUUGCAGUAGUGCUGAAUAAAAACAGGUACUCUCUGCUCCUUCUGAAAGUUCUCUAACAGCCAUCCCAUCAAAAUUCCAGGCAAAUGAGAAAUAUACUGCUUGCAUAUGUUGACAUUGUAACCUUGACUGUGUAGAGAGCAAAUUGAAUUUAAUGACCAUCUGCCAAUGCAAUGUAGAGGUCAAAGUCUUCAGUGUUGUGAUUUUAUUCACCUUUAUUGGCUUAAGGUCUUCGUUGGCGCUGUGGUCUAAACCACUGAGCCUCUUGAGCGUGCCGAUUGUAAGGUUGGCAGUUUGAAUACCUGUGAUGGGGUGAGUUCCCGAUGCUCUGUCCCAGCUUCUGCCAACCUAGCAGUUCGAAAGUGAACCAGUGCAAGUAGAUAAAUAGGUACCGCUAUGGCGGGAAGGUAAAUGGCCUUUCCGUGCACUCUGGUUUCCGUCACAGUGUUCCAUUGUGCCAGAAGUGCUUGCCACAUGACCCGGAAAGCUGUCUGUGGACAAAUGCUGGCUCUCUUGGCCUGAAGCAAUAUGAGUGCCACACCCCAUAGUUGCCUUUGACUGGACUUGGCCAUCCAGGGGUCCUUUACCUUUUACCUUACCUAAAAUAUGGACAGUGUUCUCAGAAUAUUUUAAUGGCAUGCAUAGAGAUAAGAACCUAGUUAACUACCCUCUAGCCGCGAUUCUUAAGUUCAAGCUAGCAUGGCACGGCUCAUAUGUCGUAUGAAUCCAUAGUGACUGUUUAACUGAAGUUUACUGCAAACAAGCAACAAAUAUGCAGCUUUAAAGUCUGUGAUUCUGGCCUAAUAAUAAUAAUAAUAAUAAUAAUAAUAAUAAAUUUUAUUUAUAUUCCGCCCUCCCCAGCCAAAGCUGGGCUCAGGGCGGCUAACAACAAUAAAACAGUACAAAAGUACAACACAACACAACACUCUAAAUCAUUCAUUAUAAAAUUAAUUCAAAUCAAGCCACUGGCAACCAUUGGGCCAGAGCUCCGCGAAGAUUGCCGAGGGAGGGGGUCAGGCUGUGCCCUGGCCAAAGGCCUGGUGGAACAGCUCUGUCUUGCAGGCCCUGCGGAAAGAUGUCAAGUCCCGCAGGGCCCUAGUCUCUUGUGACAGAGUGUUCCACCAGAUCAGAGCCACAGCCGAAAAAGCCCUGGCUCUAGUUGAGGCCAGCCUAACCUCUCUGUGGCCUGGGACCUUCAAGAUGUUUUUAUUUGAAGACCGUAAGUUUCUCUGUGGGACAUACCAGGAGAGGCGGUCCCGUAGGUACGAGGGUCCUAGGCCAUAUAGGGCUUUAAAGGUUAAAACCAGCACCUUAAACCUGAUCCUGUACUCCACCGGGAGCCAGUGCAGCUGGUAUAGCACCGGGUGAAUGUGAUCUCGCAGCGAAGACCCCGUAAGGAGUCUCACUGCAGCAUUCUGCACCCACUGGAGUUUCUGGGUCAGUCUCAAGGGCAGCCCCACGUAGAGUGAGUUACAAUAAUCCAGUCUGGAGGUGACUGUCGCGUGGAUCACAGUGGCUAGGUCAGGGUGAGAGAGGUAAGGAGCCAACUGCUUAGCUUGGCGGAGAUGGAAAAAUGCCGCCUUUGUUAUAGCUGCAGUCUGCGACUCCAUGGAAAGGGAGGUGUCGAAGAUUACACCCAAACUCUUGACGGAUGGUGCUGGCACUAAUUGCGCCCCCGCAAGAGAUGGGAGUUGCCCCCCCCAAUCCCAUAUCGUCCCGUCCCAGCCACAGGACCUCUGUCUUUGAAGGAUUUAGCUUCAACCGGCUCCCACGUAACCAUCCAGCCACAGCUUCCAAACAUCUGGUCAGUGUGUCUGGGGCCGAGUCAGGAUGGCCAUCCAUCAACAGAUAGAGUUGGGUGUCAUCAGCAUACUGAUGGCAACCCAGCCCAAAACUCCGGACAAGCUGGGCGAGGGGGCGCAUAAAGAUGUUGAAAAGCAUCGGGGAGAGUAUCGCACCCUGGGGCGCUCCACACACCAAGGAGUGGCACAAUGACAAUUCCCCCCCAAGCGCCACCUCUGUCCCCGACCAGAGAGAAACGAGCGCAGCCAUUGAAGGACUGUGCCCUGGAUCCCCACGUCGGCAAGGCGGUGGUCCAGGAGUUCGUGAUCGACCAUGUCGAAAGCUGCUGACAGAUCUAGAAGAAUCAGCAGCCCCGACCCGCCUCGAUCCAGCUGUCUACGAAGAUCAUCUGUUAGGGCAACCAGAGCCGUCUCGGUCCCAUGACCAGCGCGGAAGCCGGACUGGAAUGGAUCCAGAGCCGAUGUUUCAUCCAGAAACCCACCAAGCUGUUCAGCAACCGCUCUCUCAAUCACCUUACCCAGGAACGGAAGAUUCGAAACAUGAGAUGCUUGGGCUUGCUUUGUCAUCUGAACCCGGCCCUGUGGUUUGUUUCUCUCUAGAGAGAGUCCCAAGUCAAGUUUUGUUCUUGAUUUGCCACCCAUGGUUUGCUUGGGAGUACCAAACCUCCAGCUUGGGUUCGGCUGACACAAUGAUUUCAAAAGCCACUGAGAUGUCAAACAAAAGAAGUAACAGGACUUUAUUCUCAAAUUGUCUUGCAAACAAUUCACAAUUAGGUUAAUAUUAAACAUCAAGUGUAAAUUGUUUAAUCUUCCAUAUUAAACAUGGCUUGUCUUUUUUUUUUUUAACAGGUAUAAUGAUAGUUGUAGAACCAGAAUCUCAGGCUGUUCUAUCUGGCCAGACAGUGAAGCUAAGCUGCUGGGCAGCUGGUUAUCCACUUCUUCAUUAUCAGUGGUUCAAAGAAAGCAAAGCGGUAAAUCAACUUACGAGGAAGCUCUGGGAAUAACGGGAGUGUUGAUAAGUAAACUGUGAAGCAAAAUGGUCAUUAUUCUUAGCUGGUAAAUAAAACUGCCAGUAUCAUAAUGCCAUUCUGCAAACCAAUGGUGAGACCAUACUUGGAAUGUUGUGUACAGUUCUGGUUGCCUCACCUUUAAAAGGAUAUUGUAGAUCUAGAAAGGAUUCAGAAAAGGGCACCCAAAAUGGCCAGGGAAUUAGAGCAACUCGCCUAUAAACAUUUGGCCUUUUUCUUUUUGAAAAAGCGAGGUUUAUUCAAGUAGAAAUGGUGUGGAGAAAUUGGAAAUACUAGUACUCAUGGCCAUCCAAAGAGGCUGAAUAUUGGAAAAUCCAGGAUAGCCAAAAUAAAAUAAUUAAUUGCACAGUGCAUAAUCAAAACUAUGGCAUUUCCUGAACAGAAUGGAAUUCCCUCCCACAGGCUAUCAACUUGUAAGGCUUGAAAUUCUUGAUGAAUUCUUUGAGGAUAAGACUUUUUUAAAGCUAUGAUUGCUAUAUUCUGCCUCUGCUGGCUUGCUUCUGAAUGCCAGUUGCUGGAAUAACGUGGGGAGAGUGCUGUGGUCUUCAGGUCCCGCUACCUAUAGAGAUCUGGUUGGCCACUCGGUUAACAUAAUGUUGGACUACAUGGACCUUUGGCCUGAUCCAGCAUAGCUCCUUUAAUGUUCAUAUGUUAAGUUCAAACUAUAAUCAUCUUUGAUUAUAGUUCUUGUAUGAAAAAACAAGUACUAUUGUGCUUUAUCCUCCAUUGUUGCAAUUUGUGUUUUUGUAUUUUUGUUUCAGGUUCCACGUGGCAAUACCCAAGAACUGGUGCUCAACCAAGUAAGUGCAGAGGAUGCUGGUUUUUACAUAUGCCGAGUAAACAGUGACUAUACUUACCAGUUCAGCCAGUGGGCACAGCUCGAUGUCUGCGAAAUCCAAGGAGCUUGCCAUGGUGAGUUAAGAAACGUGUGUCGUACAAUAAAUGCAUUCUGCUGCGACGAUGAUGCUUUUGGGUCUUUGCGGCCAGUGGGUUAUGGCUGCUUACGUGUUACUGUUUUUUCUUCUCUUGGUAAUGAUUGUGAAGAAUGUCUCAGACCGGCGUAGAGCCACUGGUGAUGGAAUUUUCCUCCUGCUCUAUAGUUCCUGCUUCCAGAAAGUACAGGUGUUCCUGUCCGUUAUUCUCCAUGCCUCCGUCUUGAGAACAGGAUUGUUCCCCCCUCUUUUUUCUGCUUUGUUUCACUUUGCAGUCACUUCCUUUAAGUAGUAGAAUCAAAUGGAAAUGCUUUUCCUGAGGCUUACCACUUCACCUAUCAGGUGCAGAGGGUUAAUGUUUCCCCUCGGAUAAAUGCCCCACAUAAUGAAAAGUCACGAGUGUGGCCUUUGCCUGACAUCUUAGCUUUCUUUGUGGAGGGAGGUUUUUCCCCCUUAGGGAAGUAUUCAGACUUGCCACCACCUGCAGCCUCAGGUGAUUCAGUCUAUGAAAAGCAUAGCCAUUUGAUUCCACUGGCUGCAUAAAAGGGCCCCAAGUUACAAUUAAAGUAUAUGUUCAGAUCCCCUCCUGUCUCUUUUGGUCUUCCCUAAUCUAGGGCUUAUUGAGCUGCUCAGUCAAUGCAAGUCCCAAACUCAUUUUUGUGAUAUUUUGUGAUAAUCUCUGCAUGAUUUAUUGUUCUCCCCACCCCAGUCAGCCUCUGCUUGAGCAGGCAAGCACACAUACAAAUAGGACCAUAGCUCAGUGGUUGGGACAACCCAGCCAGAUGGGCGGGGUAUAAAAUUAUUAUUAUUACUAUUAGUGGUAGAGCACCUGCUUUGAAUGCAGAAGGUCCCAGAUUCAAUUUCUGGCAUCUCCAGGUAGGGCUGAAGAUGAGUCAAUAGUAUGAUACCAUGAUCUUCAUGGAAUGGUUGUGAGGCAUUGGGAAGAGAUAGUUCACCUCUGUCAAAAAAUGUAUUCAGUAUAGAUAUAUUCUCCCAAACUGAGAGGGGGAACGUGCAGGUUCAACCCCCCCCCAACAAAUCCCCACAGCCCUGAAAAACUACAAGUGAAACAUUCACAAAAUGAUGGUUUAUUGUGGAGAGGGGUACUUUUUACUACGGCUGCCACUCAGUUAAGGACUGGGUGAGUAUUCUUGCACUCAAUAAAAAGAGGAUAUUUAAAGCAGCUAUAGUGGAGUAGAUAGAGUUGUUACAGUCAGCAUUCAGUAGAUGAAUUUGACAAUUGCAGUAGCAGAGAGAAAUAAUUGCAUUUCCCCUCAACAAAACAUAGCCCACUGAGUGCAGGGGAAAUGUGAUACCUUGCAACAGAAGUACAAACUCGAGGGAGGAUGUCUAGACUUUGCACGCUGUAUUAUUUGUUAUUCUCAUAGGCUACCUUUUCUUUACGAAGCUCAAGAUGAUGGUGUAUUUCCUUCACAGCCUAUGAGAUAAGAUGGAGAGAGGGAGUUGCCUCAGACUACAUGGUGAAUUCUAUAGCCAAGUGGGGAUUUGAGGCGGAAUUUUCCAUUUCCAAAUGUUACAGACCUAGACACUGUGGGUGGUAUCCAGCUAAGUUUUAAUCAAAUUAGACCCACUGAGAUUAAUGGACAUAGCUUAGUCAUGUUCAUUAAUUAUAGUGGGUCUACUCUGAGUAAAGCAUAGCUGUACCACAAGGAAAACUAAGAGUAUAUUUAUUGCUCCAAAAACUGUCCCGAGAGGUCCUGAGAAUCAUGUUCUGUGAACUUGUUUCGGUUUCACUAAAAUUGCUUGAAUCAUCCACAGCCGUAAUGAGCAUUUUCUUCUGCAAGGUUCCCUUUUUCCACAGACACCAGACUACACUUCUGGUUUCAUAAGGUUAAGUUACUUCCCAGUACAUAGUACACUACCCUGGAAAAGUUAUGAUUAAUUAUGCCAAACUGUUCCGUAAUUCGUGAAAUUUUGAUGGCGUUCCCGGCAUCCAAAGGUCAAUGAGCCACCUUGAAACUGCACAGAGAAGAAUCUAUUAUAAAGCAGUACAUAAUUGUAAUUUUUGCAGAAAACUGCAGUAGUAUUUUGUGUGUAACAUUAUACCAGGGAAGUAUGCAUAUGAGGAACACAGUAAUAACUACAGUGCAAUUCCAAGGGAGCAGGCCAUGACCCUGGAAUGAGCCAUCCUACCCCAGCUGUUUAUAUUAUUGUCAUCACUCUCCUAGCACUAUUGUUUGUGCAAGAAAUGCUCUUCAGUCUUUUCUGACUACCUGAUUUUAAAAGAGGAUUUCGUAUUAUUGUCAAACUGUUUAUUAUUGUCAAACUGUUCUGACGUUACACUGAUUUUUGCAUUUAUGCAUGUUCAAAUGAACUACAGUUAAGAAAAAAUGGGAGUGCUAUGAGACUCCCCCAGGAGGAGAGUUCAGAUGCUAUACGUUUCUCUCUUUGAUUGAAAAAAAUUAAAUUUACAAUCUUUAUAGACCAUUUCUAUUAACAUUAGAUGUCCUUCUGAUAAUUUAAAUAGCUACAUUUCCAGGGGCUCAUUUGAAUUGAAAAGAAUGUCUCGAUGUCAUAUGGCAUUUAAUUUGUUCGGCUUUCUUAAUUUUUAUUAUUAUUAAUUGAAUUUAUAGCUGAAGGAGCCCAUAGAGACCAAAAGAUUUGCAGUCAAAACAUUUCCGUUACUUAGGAGGUCAGAGCAUGGCAAUUCCUCAAUCCUCCAUUUAAUUCUUUCUCCUGCCCCUAUUCUGUGUUCAACAUUUGUGUCAAGGCAUGAUUAGCUGUUAAGUGGGGUUUGUUAAGCUGCGUAUGCCACACUGAUUAAUUGGUAACAGUAGAAGAUUGGGAAAGAAGCAUGUGUGCAUACGGUUAAAAACACCUAAGAGAUAUGGAAAUAUUGUUCAUGUUAUUUGUGAAAAUCGCUUUAGUUGUGUGAUGGAUGAACUGACGUGGUAGUAGUGAAUAAGAGAAUGAUCAACAGGAAUGCCUCUGGGAAAGAACAAAUAAUUCCUUGGCUGGAACCCAGUUACCUGGCUGUUGGGCACCUCUUGGGGAAUUUUCUGUUUUGAAUAUUUCCUGUUUUGAAAUUAUUUGUAUCGUGUAUAUAACGGCUUCAAGAGAUGUCUCUAAAUAUAUCUCAUGAAGCCAUUACACGCACAAAGCACCUAGUAAAUUAUUUUGGUGUCUUCUAUGAAAGCAGCCUUGUAUACGUGCAGAGCACAUCAAUUGUUGGACCCCCUUGAACACAGUCUGCCUGCUCUUCGUGUCCUAUAAAAUGAGAGCAUCUGGAGCUGUAGGAAGACCAGAGAGUUUCAAUGCAUGCAGUACAUGAUGAUGUUGAACCUUUAAUCCAAAGCCCUUGACAGGUUAGGUGGCAACUGCAGCAUGUGUCUGGGUUGUCUAAACCUUUUAAUCCAUGCAUGCUGACACAUGAUUGAUUGACCACAACAACUGAGUUAAAAACUUCUGACAGACCUUUCUCUGCUUUAAUGGUACAAUGUGUGCACUCUGUAGUGCCACACAUUCAGUGCAUACCUAACAUCUUGCUAGCUUAUGUUUGUGCAUUAGAAAUAUUUGGCCACAGAAGCUUAGUUUUCGCUUCGUUUUGUUUUAAAUACACUUAGGAACAUGCAUUAAUUAAUUCCAGGUUGUUGUUGUUGUUAUUCAGUUAUUGCAUUUAUAGCCCACCUUUUUCUCCAAGGAGCUCAAGGUGGGCUUACAUGGUUCUCGUCCCAAUCAAGCACUUCUGAUACCACUCCCAUUCCUGGGUCUGAAGUGCAACUCCUUCAAUGUCCUCCUCUAGAAAUACACAAGCGACCUGUGAAGAAACAGGAAGACUGAUGCUAUUCCCUUACUGUCAGUGGCAUUGAGCUGUGUAGAAUGAGUCUGUGUGUGUGUGUGUUACGCAGAUUAUAUUUGGCAAUGCUUUAGCGUUAACAGGAAACAAAAUGCAGGAACUCAAUGUUUCUCAGAACGCCUUGGAGAAAGAGGAGGAUGUCACUAACUUGAAAUAACUUGCUGUGCAGCGUUCUGAUCUUUACUUUUAAAAAAAACCUUUUCAAUUAGCUUAUCUAUUAAGGCAAGAUAUUCAAUAGUUAAUGCAGUUCGAAACCUAGGCUGUUGCUUUUGCUCUGUAGGGUAGCAAGAGGACCCUUCCUCUGUCUGCUGAUUUCCUAUGUAAGCCUCCUCCCCGCUCCCCUUGAACCCACCCUCACAAUCUCUCUUCCACACUUGCUGUGGCAAAAUGGUUGUUGUCAGCAUCCAUCUGUCUCAAGAGACAAUGGAGUGUGUCUCCAGGGGUGAAGUCAAGCCGCUGUGUUAGCAGCAGCAAAGUGACCUCCUCAGGGUGCAAGCCUGGGCAGUGUGCAUUUAUAUCCUACCCUUCCUCCGAGGGUGGCAAAUGCACAAAAAAAGUUAUAACUGUGUGAUUAAAAAACAAAAUAUAUUUUAAACAGUUAAAAGCAUCUUUAAAAAUGUGCUUUAGAAAAGCAACUAGGAAGGGGCAAGUGGCUGUGCAAGGUGGUGAGCAUGGAAGCAAUGAAACAAUCCUCUUGCUUCUUCUCCUUCACAAAUUUUGCAGCUCCCCUUUCUUGGGUCUGCUGCUAAAAAGAGGUAGUGCAUGUUCCAAAUCUGUUUACUAUCAAACUGUGAACGUUGUUGUAUUUUUAAAUUGCUUUUAUAUAAGCAAGAGGGUUUUUUAUUAUAGAAAGUUGUAUAUUUUUACCAUCUGUUUUUACCAUCAGCUGCUAAAGAAUCUCAAAUUCCCUUUCUUAAUCUUUCAUUUAAGGAAACUGUCCGGAUUUACCUGAAAAGAAAAUACAUAUUUACAUCCAUCCACAGUGCCAAAACCUGCUAGUAGGGGAAACAUUGAGUCUUCAGUGCGGAGCUAUAGGAAUCCCUAUGCCACAAUAUCAGUGGUACAGAAAUGGAACUCCACUGCCUAAUGGUGAUAAAAAGGUCUAUACGGUGAGUCUUAACUCUUUUGCCUUUGUUUGUUUGUUAGAGUUAUUGCCAUAAGUAAUAUUUCCAGCAUGGCAGGCAGGAGUUACACAGCAAAUACUGUAGCUAUAUACGCAAUACUAUUACCAUAAAACUAAAAGCAUUAAAAUCAGAAAAAAAUCCAACAGCAGCUAUCCACAUCGCAGGACCUGAUAAAUUCAGGUAUUUCCAAAUGCUUGCAGAAAAAGAUGAGUAUUGGGAGGGGGGCAGUGUUCAGAGUUGUUGAGCUUUUUUUGGGGGGGGGGGGAGAAUUGCCCUGAAUCGCUCAUACAACAAUAUGUCAUCCUCCCUACUUCAAACACUCUGCCACUGCGGAAUGGGGGGAAAAAAAUUCAAAGCGGUGACGGUGGCAAUGGGACAUAGCGCCAGGGGUGGGGCGCAGAUCGAUCAAUCAGGAGCACGCAGGCGAUCACUUUUUUUUAAUACCGCGAUCGACAUGGAGCGCCAACACAAUCUACCUGUCGAUCACGGUCGACGGUUUGAACAUGUCUGGUCUACGCAACCAGUGAGGGAAGCUGAAUCUCCUGGAGGCGGACAUUCCGUAGCUGGGAUGCCACAACCGAGAAGGCCCUGUGAAACCAGCAGGGUCCCCUUUACAGACUAAUUGCCAAGAUGGCAUCGAACCUAGUAGCACACCGUCAGCCAGUACAGUUUGCACAGAAUGAGUUUUAUGUGAUUCUGGUAAGACAAAUCACUUAAUACACUAGCAGCUGCAUCCUGCACCAGCUGCAAGCGCCAGGCCAUUUUCAAGGGCAGCCCCUUGUGGAACAUUUUACUAAUUGACAAUGAAUCAUGUGGUAGGUGCUUGUCUCCUGGCCAUUUUGAGGACAGUGGAUGCAAGUGAGGGGACAUUUUGGGUGAUGGCUGCUUGUUUGUGGAGCUCGCUUCCCUGAGAGGUCCUUCAGCUGCUUUCUGGUUGCCUUUUAGCUGGGACCAGCAUGUUUUUAUGUCGGUCUGCUUUUAUUAUGAGAUAUAUUUUAUUGUUGUUAGGAUUGCUUUUAAUGGCUGUAAGCGAGGGUUUAUGUGGGAUGGCUGGUUCGGAAUAUAAUAGUUUUACUACUCUUUCCAUUUUAAUAUUUUUAAUUGUACAUUUUAAUGCUUUGUUUUUAAAAUGUCUUUUCCAUUUUUUCUGUACUCUGCUUUAUAAAAAAAUACAUCUGGAAAGGUGGUCUGGAAAAUAAAUAAUAAAUAAAUCAGUGUUAUCCAAUUUAAAUUAAAAGCCGCCUGGAAAUAAAUACUUUUUAAAGCAUGAUCUUGAAAUUCUAUAUAUAAAUGAAGAUGUUCUUUAACUUCCUAGUGCUCUUGUCAUUAGCAUGCUGAUAAUAUCUGCUUGAAUCUCUUUGGAGUACUGAACUCUGAAGCGAGUUUAAUUGCAUGUAUCCUAUUUCCUAAGGUAUUAACUGGGUGGGUAGAGGCAGCACACAAGGUCUUUAAUAGUUCAUCGUUACUUCAAAUUUCAUGUAGAGCUAGAUGCAAUCCUCCAACGCAGUGACCUAUGCAAAUAUAUCAUUAGUUUCAUGUAAUGUUGGUAACAGAUUUGUUCUUGGACACUAAAGUCUUAUUUUAGAAAACUCUUCUCUCCCUCUUAAAAUUCAUAUAAGAUGUAGAUUUCCCCCACCCCUUUGCACCCCUGUAGUAGACUUAAGACAGCCCACUUAUUAGGACAGGUCAUGAAAGGAGGAUUCAAAAUCUGCAGAUCUGAAUCACCUCCCCACAAGAUAGCAAAACUUGUUGGUUGGUUGGUUUUUUUAAAAAACUUGCAAAAAAUAACAUAGAACAUGUGCCAGUUGUCUGUGUUAAGGGAUAAAACAAAGGUUUGCCACCUCAGUGCUUAGGUUUCACAGCAGAUGAUUUGGGACGUCUAAGCACAGUCUUCUAGAGUUUUUGGGUAUACAAUUUUUUUGUUAAGUCUUGAUCUUAGUACUGAUGGAAUUAUUGAGAAUGCAGUUUAAGUAUAUCCUACCAGAUAUCCUUCUAGGUCUCCUGCAUAGACACCGAACACCAAGGUACAUAUUGGUGCCGUGUAUACAACAACCAAGACAAUCAAGAAAGCAGGAAGAUAAAAGUCAUUGUAGGUAAGAAACUUCUUUAUUGGGUGUAAUAAACAGAAUCUGGCGUUGAAUGCUCAUUAGUGAGCCUACUCAGUGACAAACUUUGCUGCCUCCGUUGCAUCCAUACUUUACUGUCCAGCUUUUCCUUGUAGAAUGGGGUCUUUUACAUUCUGGCCUGAAAAAAGGUGAUAGAACCAACGGUGGCUCACCUCUGCUUGUUUGCAAAGCAUUUUGAGGAUAAAAUCGCUUUCAUCUCCUGGGGCCUUGACUCCACUGUUUCAUAUAUUUCUUUAUUUAUAAAAAAAUACAUACUGCUAUUGAUUUUUAAAAAAUCAGAGUGCUUUACAACAUAAGAAUGACCUCCUGGAUAAGGCCCAUGACCCAACUAGUCCAGCAUCCUAUUCUCACAGUUGUCAGCUGGUAACAACAAUUGUAUGUAAAACCAUACAAUAAAAGAGAAGAAGAAGAAGAGUUUGGAUUUGAUAUCCUGCCUUUCACUCCCUUUUAAGGAGUCUCAAAGCGGCUAACAUUCUCCUUUCCCUUCCUCCCCCACAACAAACACUCUGUGAGGUGAGUGGGGCUGAGAGACUUCAAAGAAGCGUGACUGGCCCAAGGUCACCCAGCAGCUGCAUGUGGAGGAGCGGAGACGCGAACCCGGUUCCCCAGAUUACGAGACUACCGCUCUUAACCACUACACCACACUGGCUCUCAAAGCUACAUAUAUAUAUAUAGAGAGAGAGAGAGUGUGUUAAAAUAAGAAACCGGCUAGCUAUUGUUGGCAGACGUUCUCUUAACGCCCGCAUAAGCCAACAGAAUAUUAAAGUUUUCCGCAGGUGUUUAGAAGUUCAAUGGAACCUGCUGGAACUCAAAUGAUAGAGUAUUCCACAGUCCUGGGGCAUGACCCUAAAGGCUUGGUUUCUUCUUGUCAGAUGAGCCUCACCAACUCAGGGAACAAUCGAUGCUGGAAUGUAAAGGUUCAGGUACCCUGGACGUAAGCUGUUCAGGGCUUUGUAAAUUAUCACAAGGACCUUGAAUCUGAUUUGGUAAUAGAUGGGCAGCCAGUGCAGAUGCUUUAACAAUGGUGUCACAUGUUGCUCUGUUGUGUUGGAUGAGCUUCAGUUAGUAAGACCACUCCUUAACAAAUUCGCCCUAGAUUCAGAAAAUCUAAGUCUAGUUUCCAGGCUCAGUUCAAAGUGCUGGCUUUGACCUAUAAAGCCUGAUACCCCAAGGACCGCUCUCCCCACAGGAACUGAACCAGACCCUGUAAUCAUUAUCUGAUGCCCUUCUUCAUGUGUCCCCUCUGCAUGAGGCCUGGAGGAUGGCAACAUGAGAAUGGGCCUUUCAGUGGUGGCUCCCUACUUGUGGAGUGCUCUCCCUGGGGAGGCACACCUGGCACCAUCUUUAAUUUUAGAUGCCAAGCAAAAUCUUUCUCUUUAAUCUGGGCUUUUGGCCCUUGAUUUGAAGGGUUUCAGUUAUUUGCAGCUUCUUUUAAUGGGGCAGGACCUGUAACACAUGGGCUUUAUCUGCAUAGUUGUAUUUUUAGGUUUUAUUGCUUUUGGAGGGUUAUACUUUGCUUUAGUGCUCGUAUUGUGUUUAUAAAUCACUUUGGGUCACUUUUUCGAGGAAAGCAGCUAAUAAUAAUACAGUUCAGUACAUAAACAUUAAGAACUACUAAUGAGAAGUUGGAUCACAUAUGAUUCGCAUAACACUUUUUUUCUGGGACAUGCUGUGAUACGCUGUGUACAUCUCAAAACUUGACCCAAAGAAAAUUAACAUAUGAAACCUUUCAGGCUCAACCUCUUGAUGCUGAACACCACCAUAGCAGCCACUCUUGCAAUUAUAAUAAGGAUUUUUGGUAUGACCCUCUUUCACUUACACAAGUUUAUGACCUUGUCUGAAUUGCUUAACCUCUGUGUUCCUCCAAGCUUACUCAUUUCUGAAAUAGUUAGACUUGCCAGCAGCAUCAUGUGCAUAUGAGAAACUUGACGCUUCAGAUUAGCAGAUAGGAUCUCUACAUCACUUAUCAAGUUUCUAAGUCUGCUACCCAUUACUGUAUAACAAAAGUUAAUUUGAGUUCCUAAGACUUGUUCACAUUCAUGAAAAGUGUGUAUGUGAUUGGUGCCAUAAUCCCUUCAUGCUGUUUUGAGUAGUCAAGUCGGGACAGCCUAAAAAACUAAUGUGCAGUUCACUGAAUUAAAACAAUUUUCCUCAUUUUUGCUUUCAUUUAAUGUUAACCACAAAAGGAGGCUUAUAAUUCAGUGCAUUAUGUGUCUGUAUAUACUGUGCAGGCACAAUCAACAUAGGAUUUGACUUAGGAGGUGACAUUAAGUGGUUAUGAACAAGAACUUUAGUUCAAGAUUGAUCAUAUGGAUGCAAGUUUUUUAUACGUCGUAUGUUGUAACUUGCUGUCUGGCUGUGCAAUAGAGAAUGUAGCAUCUGCUACAGAGUGGAGGUUGGGGUUUUUCUCCUCUGCAACGUAUGUCUUGGCUGUUUUACUUACUUACUUGUGAGAAGGUGAUACAUAAAUAUUUUUUAAAAUAAAUACAGUGGUACCUCGGUUUACGAACUUAAUCCAUUCUGGAAGUCCAUUCUUAAACCAAAACCGUUCUUAAACCGAGGUGCGCUUUCCCUAAUGAGGCCUCCCGCUGCCGGUGCCCUUCCACCAUUCAGUUUCCGUUCUUAGACUGAGGUAAAGUUGCUGGGGCUGACCUGCGUUGGAAUCCAAGACCAUGGGGGGGGGGCUGUUCCCCAGGUCUGAUGUACAUGUGCUUGUUCUUUUGAUUUCUUUCUAUUUGUGGCAUGCUGUGAUCUCAACAGGAUUAUCUGUAGGGUACUAUUGGAUGGCUUGUUUGCCCUUGGACUGGAGGUUUUUGAGCACAUUUUGGAAGUGAUUAGUUACAUGAUUCCAUGCAGGAUUAAUUUGGCAGCAUGUUGUCUUGUGUAUAUCAACACAAGGUUCAAAAUUAUGUAUAGUAGCAGCCGAACAGAACGAUUGCCUUAACGCUACAUUGGAUUCUACAUUUUCUUUAUAAAACAUGAUUGUCAUAAAUGCAAUCAAGAACUUCAUUUCAGUAUUCUUCUUUUUUCCUUAAAUCUCAAGGUGGAAAAUCUAUUGCAGUAGAAUGCUCUGAAGGUAAACUCAGCCAAAUGUUGUAGAGCUUAUUGAUGAAUUCUGUAUGCUGGGAAUUCAGGAGAUUAUGGGAUCUAUCGCUAAAAUAGAAUUGUGCACUGUAUUGGACCAUAAUGCUAAAUACAGAGCUGAUGUAACAUAAUCUCAUAUUUAUGCAUGAGCUUCUCAUUUCUACCUUACAACUUCCACUGCAUAUUUUUUUCUUUCACUCUGAAGGUGGAGUUGCUUUAUCUGUUUAUCAUGUUAAAGGGAUCAUCAUGAAAUGUUAUCAGUAAACAUUACUUUCCUUCCAUCUCUGACUUUGUUAGAUGUAGCAAAUCCUGCUCUUGAAUCUCUGUUAACAUGCUUCUCAAAUACAUAUUUGUUACAGUUUUCUAUUUUCUUUUUCAGAGGACUUAAGUGGCCUUGGAGGGCCUGGUAAGUAAAACAUACUUUUUAAUUGUGCAUAAGUAAAAACAUAAAACAAUCAAAAGGACUUAAAAGCUAAAGAGCACAAGACCAAACAACCAAAUUUAGAUUUGAGUUUGUCAUUUCAAGACCACCUGUUCACGUGCAUGUCAGCCAUAGUUUGUUCAUUCAUAAGCCCUUCUAGAAUAUAGUUGGGAAAGGUGGUAUAAAACUGAAUCUGUCUCAUUGCUUGAGUUAGCAUGGAGUUAAUGAUGUAGCUUUGAAUGGCCUAAUAUCAAAUAGGUACGAUGACACCCAUCAGGUGUUUGGUAAAUCUGUGGUAUCAAAUAAUGACUCCAUUAGGGAUUGUGCCAAGCAUUUUGUUCCCCAAAAGGUCAUGUCAAUCCUUCUCUGGCUAAAGGAGCACAUGUCUGCUUUUUGCCAAGCACUACUGUAGAUUCCAAAAUACUCCAUCACAUUAUAUAUUUGGUGGGUUACGUGCAUAGGAAUGGAAUCAUUAGGAAUUAUACACUGCUUGCAUAGAAUAUUUUCUGUGCCUUGAUACUGCAAGCAGUGCAGUAGUAGUAAAACAUCCUUUUAUAUAGCAUGGAGACAAGGGUUGGUUAUCUCGCAUCUUUGUGUAGUUUACACCAACAGAGGCCUACUCUCCCAUCUCCCCCAAGCAGAAUCCCCCUGUCUGUCACCAGUGCUAUAUUGCAAAUUUAUAUCUUGCAACAUGGUUGAACAUAAGAGGAUUGAAUGGUGAUGUACUGCAUGUUUUCAGGAUUGUAGCCUGGGAUUGUAGCCUGUUUGGUUUUAAAUUGUACUAGAAAUUAGAAUACGUGAAAAUUCUGUGAACCACCCUGAGAUCUUCAGAUGAAGGGGGGUUUACAAAUGUAAUCAAUAGAAUUAAAAAAUAUACAAACCACAUUGUGAAUGAGAAAAAUGACGCAAACAUAUUUAAAAUGUAAACAACAUGUAGGACCCAAGCUGAAGAACGUUUUCAUUUGCAAAAUAUGUUGACAACAGAGUGAACCUUUUCAUUCAUUAUUUUUUUAACAGAUCUUAAAGAACCGUUGUCUGAAAGGCAAUUUGGUGAGUAAUUAAAUUCUUCUUUAGAAACAUGGCUAUAAUCUAGAGCAGCCUUCCCCAGUCUGGUGCUUGCCAGAUGUUUUGGACUAUAACUCCCAUAAUAUCUAACUCUGGCCAUGCUGGAUGGCUGAUCUAGAGAGGACUAGAUUGGGGGAGGCUGAUCUCUCAGUUUUCAGUACUUUGUACUCCAUUUGGGUAACACUUCCACUUUUUUAUUUGAAAGAAAAGAUUUACUUGGGAUAGAACGUUUUGUGAACCAAAAAAGAAAAAAUUCUGUGUGCUGUAAUAUUUCUUCUUGAAUUCCCCUUUAGUACUGAGUAGGUGGUACAAAAAAACCUCCCAGACCUUCAUGUUUAAUCAAUAUCUGUUGUACUCUAACUAAAAUCUAUUAGCAUUGUUUGGUUUUUGUGGUAGUACAUGAAGCAUUAGGUCCUCUGUGCUUUGGAUUGCACACACCCAUUUUGCACUCGUAUGUGGGAGCUUGCUUAAUAGUAGUAAAUUCUUCUCCACAGAUGUUAUUAAAUGACCAGUUAAAAUAGUGUUGCCCCGCUGAGAAAUACAUGUGGGUCUUUUGUUGAUGCUUUCAUAAUUCUUUGAAAAUUGGGAGAAAAAGACCUGUAAAAUUGUGAGGAGUCUGAAAUUGGGCUUAAAUACAUCAGUGGGUUUUCACGGCUUUGUUUUAAUUGUAGAGCUUCUAAUGGCUAAAUUAAGCAAUGUCUCUUCAGUUUCUUUGCAGGCAAGGUUAAUUUCUUGCUUCGUUGCCCAACGUGAGAUUUGGCUUCCUGUCGAGGGUGUUUGAACCCCUCCUGGGAAAGUUUCUACUGGAAUUAGAUUGUUUUCUUGGCAUAGAACUUUCUCGAUAAAAGAGAUUAAAGUAUAGACCUGUACAACAAAAGGUCAGCUCAUUCUGUUAGCACAGCAAAAUGCAAACCAUUUGCGUGACGACAGCAUUUCCAUGCUGCAUGAGAAAGGUCAUUGCGGUGGGGAAGUAUAUUACGCUUGCUGCUGGACUGCUCCAGUUAAGCUGUACAAAUUUAUCUCUUGUGAUGGAAUGAAGUUGCCUAGACUUGCUGCUACUGAUUGAGUAUUAGUACCUCAUCAGAUUUUCUGGGCAUUGGUUCUGCAGGCACCAUCCAGCAGCAACCGACCUGCUGGGCACCCAGAUAGCAUUGAUUGACAUUUUCAGUAUUGGACAAGGCAUUUAGGGCUCAUCUAUGCUUAACUUUUGCCCCAUGCUUUCUGGUCACAGGUACGUGCUUUAAAGCUCUGUAUUCAAGCUCUCUUUUUUUGGUCCUGGAACUUUCCCCACGGAAACAUGCUCUUUAAUGCUGCACACAGAUUACUCCUUGCUUAUUCCACAGUCUAACCGUUUAUGCAUCACUUCAGGGUAGUAAGGGUAUGUACCAUAUCCAAUGAGGUUAAUCCAAAGCGUGAUUGUUGCUGAAUCCAUAGAUUGUCGUUUGCUCCAGUUCAGCAGUAAGGAGCUUGAUUUUGCACAGAAAGCUCUGGGGCCAAGAAAAGUGUGGACUUGUGCCUAGAAGUGUAGCACAAAAGGAUAAGCCUGCCUUUGAUCUGGAAGAAAGGUGACCAGAAUGACUGCAGGGCAACUGUGUUCCCUUCCCUCUCCUUUGCCCCCCACCCCUUAAGCUCUGAUCAAAGAUGAUAGCUGCGUGGUGGGGAGAGACAGCUGUUGUAAUUACAUGGUUUAGGGGCAGGGAGAGAGAACACUAGGACACUGUGGGGAAAAUGUUCCAACCUACUCUCCUCUAGUUUACGAAAGAUAACUCUCUCCCCCUUUGUGCACUCUUCACCCAGAGACAUAUUUAUGGGAGGACAAGUGGGGCAAAUGUCCAGGGUGGUGUUUUAAGGGGUGGCGUUUUUCAACACUAGCAGGACUCUAAGCUUUCAUUUAAGAAAAGAAAGUAAGUUCACAAGCCUACAUGUUAGCUGCUAUCCCCUGUCCCCCUGCAACUUUUGUGAAAUGAGCUAGCCUAACUUGACUGCCCUACGCCACUGACAAACAGUGAAGUCAGAGCUGUGAGUUGAAGGCCUUUGUGCAGGAGAGAAAGUGGAGCAGCCACAGUUAAAUAGUUUCUCAGCAGCGGUGGGCUCAAAUCUCUUCUUCCCAGGGGCAGUAGACUCUACAAAUACACCUCUGCCUCCACCACAAAUGGUAGAGUUACGUAUGACAGAGGGGGAGAAUAAGUAGACCAGUAUACCACCAUCUAGCGCAGAGAUGGAACAUAGGUAAUGCACAGGCUGUGCACAGAACCAUGGUUCCAUUGGUGAUUUCCCUCUUCGGCGCAUCAGAAAAAUGAUAUAUGGGACAGAAAUUGCAUGUCAAGAUUUUCUGUUCCUUUCAGAGGUAGUACUGUAGGAAACUGCAUCAUCUUACUGGUAAAGGUUUAUAUGGAAUAGAUGCAGGUUUUGAAUGGUAUAGGAUCAGGUCAGUGCACUGGAAUCUACUCUACUGAAUGUCUGCCAACAUAGCUAAGAAAACUGAAUUUGAAAACACAAGGGCUUUAUACUUCCUAGGCAAAGUGGAGCUUAGAAUUUGGAGUUUGUGUUCUAAGUUUCAGGAAGCAAGGAAAGAACAAAUGCAUAAUGUAUUCAGCUAACUUUUACUCAGAAUUUAAUGGCCAUAACUAAUUAGGUCAAUUGAUUUUAAUAGGCAUACUUUGACUAAAAGUUAGUUUUGAAUUCUCAAAUUGAAGCAAUUAUUUUUGCUGUCUUCUGCUUAUAAGAAGACAGGCAGUCUGCAGAUUGUUUCACUAAUUUACAGUUUCUCUUGGGAUAAGAACAGCUCAAAGAUACUUUGCUGUCAGUGUAAAUAGACCUGUAUUAAUGACUCUGUGUUGUACCAACCCAUUAAACAAGUGGUCAUUGAAACCUUGAGAGUGUGCAGUCAUUUGUAACUGUCUCUCUAAAAUGGCUUUCAUUGUGAUAGAGCUUGGCAGAUUGUAUUUCAUCUAUAAAUGAUCUGUUUAUUUCUAAAGCUACAAGUAUAAACAGUAAAUUAAGUCCAAGUUAAAGAGAUCAGCUCAUGAUAGUUCCAGGAAAGCUGUCAAAUCUUCUUAUGAUAAAUAAAGUAUGUGGUUCUUUUAAAAAUCAUUUAUUUCAAACUGACUAGAUAAAUAUACAGUGUUAAGGGAGCUAUCCAUACCUAAUAUUCUCAGUUCUGAUAACUUGGCAAACCAUGGUAGAAUAUGCUUAACAGUGGUGUCGUGUGCUGUCUCAAUUGGUACACCAUGGUUUGUGAUUUGCCAAACCAUGAUUUGAAGUGGGUUGUAAACUACAGAUUGUGCUACCUAUGCUAUGGCAUAGUGUCUGAAUUGACAAUUCAUUGCUUCACCUCCUGGAGCCAUUACACCUAAAGAGUGCUAAGCACAUUUAAAUCAUGGUUUGCCUAUACACUUGGAAGUUCAAGCCAUGAUUUGGGUAAUAAACUAUGGUUAGCAGAAGCAGUGACUAUGGUGACUUAGUUUAGACUCCUUGCCCUCCACCACUCUGGAAUAUCUCAUUAUAGGACAUAACAAACCCUUUCAACCUGGGGAGUACUCAACGUGUAAGAGAUGAUAAUAAUAUUGACUGUGGAGCAUCCUGUGGCCCAACUCUGAAAAUGCUGUCCUACAAAAGUCCUGUCAUGUUUUUUGCUUUUGCUUUUGCAGCGGUAGACAAAGUAGCGCUGCUGAUGGGAAACAUGAGCUAUUAUAAUCAUCCUAAGCUCAAGGCUCCGUUAGUGGAUGUUUAUGAGCUGACCAACUUGCUGAGGCAACUGGACUUCAAAGUGGUUUCUUUGCUGGAUCUUACUGAACCUGAGAUGCGGAAUGCGGUAGAUGAGUUCUUAUUGCUGCUAGACAAAGGAGUAUACGGUAAGAACUAGUAGCAUGACAGCCUGUCAAAUUGAUUGUCAGAAUGUACCUUUUAAAUAUUUCCAUUUCCAAAUUACCUUGUCCUAUGCUCUUAGUAGACCCAGGCCCCUCAUAUAUUAUGUAACCAUUAUAUAGUUUUUGGUGCCUGAAAAACUGGAAAAUUCAACAUCCAUUAAUUUGAGAUACGCUCCAAGAUAGAUAGAUAGCUCGGGCUUCCCCCGCCCCAGCCCCGCGCCUGGGGGAAAAUAAUUUUUUCCCCCUUUAUUUCCCCCCCCCAAAAAACUAGGUGCGCCUUAUGGGAUGGUGCGUCCUAUAGGGCGAAAAAUACGGUAAUUUCUAUCCUACCCUUCUUUCCAAAGCAGCCCAUACUGAGAAUUUCUUAUUGAUUAGAUGGCUGACGCUUGUCUCAUUUUGUGCUGGCUGGACUGACAUUCAGAAUGCCUUCCACCCUUUAUAGGCCUGAGCCAAAGGGUCACAAUGACAGGAAGAUUUAUUGGAGCAGCAAAAGUGUCCGCAGACUUUCUGACGGCAGCAUACUUUCCCAUUCCCUUUUUUUAGUGCUAGCUUGUCGGGCACCUUUGGGUCAGUUUCAGCUAUAGAUUUACUGCUGGGCACUGAUGACGUCUCGAAUCACAAACUACACCAAAAUAUGUUGACUUCAACUUUCUCUUUUAUUGAUGUCUUUUUCCAUUGUAGCAAAAUAUUUUAAGAGUUCCAGAAGAUAGCACAGCACAAUCUGAACACUCUUUCCACAUCUAAAAUUCUACACACCCAUCUAAACCACGUACACUAGGGCUGGGCGAUAACUGGUUUUCAAUAUUGUGAUAUAUCACCAGCUGAAUAUCACAAUAUAUUGAUAUAUCACAAUAUUUGAAAUAAGGAAGGAACUACUACACAGAGGCGAACAGAACAAUGUCUUGGCAACUGCUACUACUUAAGGGUCUAAAAUGGAUAAAUGAUAUUAUCAAUCACCUCAUAUUCACUUUAAGCAGCAGGCAAACCAAAAUGCAUCCAAAUGAGACUUUUGUUUUUGGAUUUGGCUACCAAAUGGUGGUAGUCAGGACAAUCCAAAGUGCGGUGAUGAGUCACAGUGAAUACAAAUAAUCUGGGACUGCCAGCAGGCCUACUAGGCAGCAGUGGCAGUGGCAGAAUCGAUGAUGGCGGGGGAGAGGUAGAAGCAGCGGCAGCCUGGCAUCAGUGGCACAAUAAUCAGCGGCCUGUGAGGCCUUGCCAUGACAGUUGUUGGCAGCAGAAGCAGCAGCAGCCUGCAAGGCCUUGUCAUGGUGGGGUCAGUAAUGGUGGCCUGCAAGGCCUUGCAGCCGUGGCAAAAGCAGCAACGGCCUACAAGGCCUUGUCAUGGCAGUGGCAGUAGUGGUGGCCUUGCGGUGCGGCAGGAAACAGUGGCAGAAGCAGAGGUUGCCCGCAAGACCUCGCUGAGGCAGGCUGCCACAGCUUUUGCCAUCACCUCCCACUACCGCCAGGAGGACUUGCAGGCUGCCACUACUUCUUGCCACCAUGGCGAGGCCUUGCAAGCUCCCCUGCUUGUGUCGCCAUGAGGCCUCGCCGGCUGCCACUACUAUUGCCGCCACCUCCUGCCAUCACCACGACGCCUCACAGGCCGCUGCCGCUACUGCCACAAUCUUGACAGCAUACAGGUUUUUUUCUCUUUUUGUUCACAAAACUUUCUAUCCCAAGUACAUCUUUUCUUUCAAAUAAAAAAGUGCAAGUGUUAACCAAAUGGAGUACAAAGUACUGAAAAGUAAUUAGCUCAAAAUAGUGAGCUUUCUGAUGGUCUGUCUUAAUGCAUGCUUGGUGGAAUACCCAGCUUUACACAUAUUUCAUCAGUGUUGAAACAAAUGCACUGGCUAUUAGCUACUAAAGUUGUUGACAUUUGAAACCUUAGGCAACUUCCAACCAGGAUACCCAUGAAGCGCCCUGCUGGAUCUGGCCAAAGCCCAUCCAGUUGAGCCUUCUCACAAUGGCUAACCAGAUGCCUAUGGGAAGCCCAUAAAUAGGACCUGAGAGCAACACCUUUUCCCUAUUUGCAGUUCUCAGCAGACCACCACUUCCCCUGGUAAAGGGAGCGCCCACCUUCUGGAAUGCCCUCCCCUGGGGGGCACUCAAGGAAGGUAGACAGUAGUAACCUUUAAACACCUUCUUAAAUCACACAUGUUUACUCAAGCUUUCCUGGAUUCUUGACUGAAUUAAUUUUAAUUAUCUGUUUGUACACCACUUAGUUUUGUGUGUGAUAUAUAGUUUAGUGUUGUUUUUGCCUUGUUUCCCCAAACUAGUUUUAAGGAAAUUUUACUUGUAUUUUAUUCUUGUAUUUCUUUUGUUUUUAUUUAACCCAGUUCUCUGUGUGUUUUUAACACUUUUGCACUCAGCUCCUGGUCUGUGUUUUAACAGUGGGGAUGAUGCUCGUUCACUGUGCCAGAAUGCCCUAGUUUUGCUUUUAUAGCCCAAAGUAGGUCUGGUUCUUAGUUCAUUACAGUUUUUGAGUAGUGAACAAAAAGAGAAUUGCCUCGAAGAUUCGUUCUUUCCAGCUUCAUUGAUACUAUUCUAUCUUUUUUCACAUGAUUGGAUGCUUCCUGUAUUGGUUUUUUGCAUUUUUGAGUAGUGUCCUUUGAAUGUUUGUGGAACAUGAAAUAAUGCUUUAUUGCAGGGGUUGGACUAGAUGAGCCUCCGGGGUCCCUUUGAACUUUACAAUUCCAUGACUCUGAUUGGAUAGGUAGAGAACCUGUGGCCCUCUAGCUGGACCACAACUCCCGUUAGUCCUGAGCAUUGGCCAUGCUAGCUGGAGCUGAUGGGAGUUGUACUUCGACAACAUCUCAAGGAACAUAGGUUCCCUACCCCAAAUUUUCUGCAUUUUGGUGGGCUUACCUCCAUACCCAGAAGGACUUGUGCUCACCAUGAUAUUACAUCACCUGGUUACUCGCAGAAAAGUGUCAUUUGCAAUGCAAAGUGCAAAACAUAAAUUCGCAGCUGCUGCUUUCCUCACUUCAGUGUGUUGUAUAGUAAAAAUGUGCCACUAUCUGAGUAUUGCAGUGCACAAGGCUGUUGCUCACCUCAUUCCAAGAAUGGGGAGAUUGGAGUACAUUCAGCAUCUGCUUGCAGUAAAUCCACUGCCCCACUUAUGGCAAGUGUGAUUUUAAGACUAUAGAAAACUGCCUUAUUCUUGUUUUCUUUGCAACUUAAUUUAAUUGAAUUAGUUUGCUUAAUAUAAUCGCUAAAAGCUAUUUUAACUGUGUGUGUUGUUUCUCCCCAGGGCUAUUAUAUUAUGCUGGCCAUGGCUACGAAAACUAUGGUAAUAGUUUUAUGGUUCCUAUAGAUGCCCCAAACCCCUAUCGAGCAGCAAACUGUCUGUGUGUACAAAAUAUUCUCAAACGGAUGCAAGAAAAGGAUACUGGCCUCAAUGUAUUUUUACUGGAUAUGUGCAGGAAAAGGUAUGUAAUUGCUUUCAUCACCUCCCUAGUAGAUCAAGGCUCAAGAAGCCAUGUUGGCGCUAGAAAAACAGGCAAAUGGAACAGCUGAGAGGUUAGCUUUUAUUAACUCAACCAUCUGUAUGCAAGUGUCGCAACCUUUCCGUUUUCUUCUCCAGGCUCGGGAGAGCGAAAGCAAAAUAACAGGGAAUAAAAUACACUUGCUACAUGGUCAUGUUUGACUUGUUGGGUCAGUCUCCGGGAACAAAGGAGGGCAUGAUUCACAAUCCAGAUAACGGUGGUUCAGAUAAAAAUUCUUUUCUUCCCACUCAGAAAAAAACAGUGUUUUGAUUACCACAUGAAAGCAGAGUUGGGUAGCUUGUUCAAAAUACUGAAAGCUGCUUUCUAACAGAUGAAGCUGACAUCCUAUUGACUGGGAAGGUGGAAUGUCAGGCUGGCGUUUUCCCCCUCUAAGAUCUUGCCGUGACAGUAUUUCCCUGCUCUUCCUCCUCCCAGCUAGUAGGGAAUAUUAGCUAGGAAGUGAUAACAGCUUUUACUUCAAGCCCCUCCCAACUUUCCUGGGCUAUUAUUAUUAUUCGUUUCAUUUCUAUACUGCUUUAUAUUGUUAAGAAAACAUCUCCCAAGCAGUUUACAACACACUGAAACAUCAAAUAAAACAAUCCAAAAUAAAACAUUGCUGAAGAAAGUCAGAUAUAAAGCAUACAUUCAAAGCAACGUAAUUAACAGGAAACUGAAAUAUUAUUUAAAAGUUUUCAAAAUAAAAUAUUGCUUCAGGCAGGCCUGAAUCUUCAAAGUUCUGGUCAGGCAGAUUCCAGCUGCUUUUCAUGUAAGUGUAACCAGUAGCCCUGUUCUAGGUGUUGUUCCAUGCAGUCAUCGAUGCCAAAGCAAAGCAUUUUUAUAGAGCUUGUGCACCAUUUUGGGUUUGGGUGCUUUGUAACAGCAUCACCACCCUUGGCCUAACUCUAGAGAGGUUUCAGGGCAAAAAGCAUGAGUGUGGGGUCUUUUUCUGCCAAUGAGCAUGGGCAAGUGUCAGGGAACUGUCAGGAUGCCUGUGGUGGGUGGUACUUGAAGCAAAAGGCAGCUGAGCAGCAAUUUCUUUUGUACAUUCCCACCAGGCAAAAAGCAGAGGUUUUUACACCUGUGCAUCUCUCCAACAAGGCAAGCAAGAGGCAUUGAUCACAGUUCAAGGACAUAUUCCAGCCAGGCAAAAGCACUCAAGGAGCAGGCAGAGCAGAGCCAGUGAUGGGGCAAGGCCUGGGCUACAUCUUAUGCAUGGGCUACUUUUUAUGCAACUGCAACAUGAGCAGCUCAUGAAUGUGGAAGGAAGCACUUUGCACUGAUUCACCAAAGCAAAUUUGCUUAGUUCUCUGUUGCUUGAUUUGUUAAAGGAAGUGAUGGAAUAAAUGGCAGAAUUUGGGGGGAGGGGGUUAUAUAGAAUUUUCUAUCUAUAUAAUAAUGUCAUGGCUUUGGAUAUAAAAACAUUUUGUUUUAUCUUCAACUUGCCCCAGAUUCAGGCUGUUCUUCUCAUUUUGUAUUCUUACAUUUAUUAAAGGAAUGAAUAUGAUAAUACCGUCCUCAUCUUGGAUGCCCUGAAGGUUACAGCUAACAUUGUUUUUGGAUACGCCACGUAAGGCUAAUUAUUUUACCUGCAUAUUUUUUGUGUAGAGAUAUAUAUAUAUACACACACAUAUAUAUAUAUAUAUACACACACACACAUAUAUAUAAUGACAACAGAAUGAUUGUGUUAUAUUUUCUGAGCUAACUAAAAAAACUUCAGUAUAGAGAUGGAUAAUAAAAAAGACAAUCUGCUUGUGUUCCAGCAGAUCUUUAUAUACCUUGUGGGCACAUUACAUUUGAGAAAAUCUUUGAGUUGUAUUCAGGUUUAAGUAGACCCAUUUAAAUCAAUGGCAUUCAAGUUAGUUAUAAGUAACUUAAGACCCAGUGAUAUCAGUGGGUCUACUCUAAGCAUGAUUUAAGUCCGGAUUGAACCUCAUGAUUUCAUUUUUGGAUCAACUUUCAACUUUGCAUGUGUGUGCCUCUCCCACUGCAACACAACAUAAACAUGGUACAUUCCUUUUGCUGGUUUAUCUGAGUGCAGCAUCUCCCUGACCACUUGACCGAAAACCCAGUUCAAAAGGCAGAUUAGGGUGAUAAAAGGAGAUUGUGCAGUCAGAUAAAUGUGAUGUGCCUCAUUCCAUUAAUUGGGGAGUUGAGAAUUCUUACCUGAUUUUAACACCUGUUUUACAGACAAGAUAAUAGGCCUUGCUCUGGUGUUAUAUUCAGGUAAGUGACGCGGCUAAUCCUGAGAACCCUUUUGUUCAUGGUUUGGCAAACUAACACCCAUGGACCAGAUCAGGCCCAAUUGCCUUCUGGAUCCUAGCAAAUUGCAUCCUGGCGGUGCAAACAUUUGUGAGCAAACAUUAAUAUUUAUUAACAUUUCUUGUAAAAGUAUACUUUAUUUGUAUACUUUAUUGUGAAACGUGAACUGAUUUUUCAGAAUCCUGUAAAAGUCCUUUUUAUUUUACUUUGACAAAGCAACAUUUUUGCCUUCUGUUGUGCUGCAGUUAUACUUUCCCAACCCAUCUUAUGCCUCUGCUGUUGUUAAUAUGCAUUUAAGGUGCCAAGGAGCAGAAGCUUUUGAAAUUCAGCAGUCUGGCUUAGCCAAUGGGAUUUUCAUGAAGUUCUUGAAGGAACGCUUGUUGGAGGACAAGAAAAUUACUGUGCUGCUGGAUGGUGUAGCAGAAGGUAAGGAAGCCCUAUGAGAAGUAUACCUGAGCCACUAGGGAAGUUUGCUUGAUCGAGAAAAGUGUGGUGCAGUGGUUAGAGCAGGGGUGGGGAGCCAAUCACUAUUUCUCAGCCUAAAGAUAAAGGUAAAGGGACCUGUGACCAUUAGGUCCAGUCGUGACCGACUCUGGGCUUGCGGCACUCAUCUCGCUUUAUUGGCCGAGGGAGCCGGCGUACAGCUUCCGGCUCAUGUGGCCAGCAUGACUAAGCCACUUAUGGCGAACCAGAGCAGCGCACAGAAACGCCGUUUACCUUCCUGCCGGAGCGGUACCUAUUUAUCUACUUGCACUUUGACGUGGUGCUUUUGAACUGCUAGGUUGGCAGGAGCAGGGACCGAGCAACGGGAGCUCACCCCGUCGCGGGGAUUCGAACCGCCGACCUUCUGAUCGGCAAGUCCUAGGCUCUGUGGUUAAACCCACAGCGCCACCCGCGUCCCGCGUUUCAGCCUAAUCUACUUCAAACGGCUGUUGUGUGGAUAAAACUCCUUGAUGGAAAGGCAGAAUACAAAUGCAGUGAAGUGUAAAACAUUUCAUCUGCACAUUUGAGGCCUUCGGAGCAAACUGUGUGUUAUGCACAAAUGCAUGUAAAAGCUGUUUUGAUUGGGGGGGGGGUUACAGCCAAAAAGCAGCCCUGAGAGGCUGUAAUUUUUUUACAGAAGUUGAUAGCAGGGGUAAGGUAUACGCACACCCAUGCUUCACUCUUUCCUUUCAAACUCCCCCCCCCCCCGCCCAAAUAGCAGCCCAAACUGCUUCUUCCUAGAUGAGGAUAAAGAACAAAUGUACACCAGCCUUUGUAAAUAACUGUUUUUGGACAGCUAUGCCUGUCAGCUGAAAUACAGCCUGCUCCCCGUAACCUUUACUUCCUUGAGAUGAGAUGAAUGGCCUGCCCCAGUGCACCCUGUGUUUCCUACUGGUUCUAGUCAACAGAAACUGCCAGCAGGGGAUGGCUGGGAAGACAGCCUGCUGGCAAACAAGACAGGCAUCUUUUCCCCCCUCCCUGAGGAGCAGCCUGACAGGGCAGAUAGAAAACAGCUGCUGGCCUCCAGAAGGCGUCAGAAUUUCUUAGAACUCGGGAGAGAAGGAUGGGGGUGGAUGGAGGGUGACUGGGCAAAAGGCAAGCAGGAAGAAAAUGCUUGGGGGAGGCUGGAAUGGCAGGUUGGAGAAAUGUAGACUUUGUGUAACCAAUGCCCUGGGUAGGAAACUGAGUGGAAGGAGGCUGGAGCCUAGUGAGCUGCAAACCAUACCUGAAGAAAGGGAGUUCUCUUGAGUUCCUGAAGGGAGUGGAUGCUGACACAGACCUCAUUCAGAGGACUCCUUUGCCUCAAUGUGGUCCUGGAAGCAAAGCGCGAGAAGGCCCCCCCCCCUCUUCUGCUUUGGGGAAGACAGAAGUGAAAUUGCCAGCCAAGGAGCUGCCAGAUGGCAAUAUCUGGAUGCUUCAGUUCUUGAGUGGGACCACUGGCUGACUAUUGGAGAGCAACUGUGUACAACCCUAAUCCAGGGAGGCUGCCUUCACGCCAAUCAAGACUUCUGGCAUUGCUGGGGGUGGGGGUAACUAUUGGAGUGUGCUGUAGCACUUAAUCCCUAAUAAAAGCUGUGAAAUGAAUUGUGUCCAUAUGCAAAAGACUAACAGGGCUGUGGGAAUGGGUGGGUGUGUGGCUUUUUGAUGUACCCCUGCCCUUGGAAGCACAACGUAUAACAAUACUACUAACACACUGGGGUAGAAAGGGGGGGAUCAAAUCAAUUGUGGUGCAUGUUUGCUUUGUAGGCACAGAGCGAUAGAUGCAUCCAAAAUGGUGGCAUUGUUUUUUAAAGGUAUACUUUAUCUCCUUUCACAGCCCCAGAACACUGCUUCCAGCCAGGAUAGACAGAACUAGGCAAGAUGAGCCAUUCGCCAAAGGCAGUUCCUUAUAUAGUAAAUUCAUUUUUUUUAAGUUACAGAAGCGAUGUUCAAAAACUACUACCGCUGCAGAAUUUCCUUAUGAAAAAGGCGGCUAUGUAACAACAUUUUAAAAACAUAUAGAGUAUGAAAGUGGACAAAAAUGCAUUAAAAUUGUUUAAGGAUGCUAAUGAUGUGGCUGAAAAUAGAUGGAGAACCCCAACUAAAAAAAAGACAACUGUUGGAAAAGAUUAUCAGUCUAGCUUAUCUGUAGUGUAAAACGAUUGGAACGUGUAUUCUUGUAAGUAGAGUGCUGCAAUUAAGAAACAUGUCUUUUCCUGGGAAGGAUUUCAUUGACUGGAGGAUCUGUGCCUAUGCAUGUGGGAGGGAGAAGAUGAAGAAACUUGCCACACAGCUUAAUAAAUGUUUGGGUCAUAAUGAAUGCUAAAAGAGCAGGGGAGGCGGAGUUCUCAUGGAGAGGAACUUGGACGGUAUGUUCCGGACUGUAGUGAAUUUUGAACAGCCAGGCUUGAAUGCCCCCUUGAAAUCAGGUUUGUCAUGGAAACGCUGACACAACAAUAACCAUAGCAACAUGGCGGCUCUUCUGGAAUGUAGGUGCUUUAAUUAGAAUUUUCAGCAGCUUUGGUUCCCAGAAAAUGAUUUGCAUCUUUUAUUUUUAGAUAUGGGCAAGUGUCACCUUACCAAAGGCAAGCAGGCUUUGGAGAUUCGCAGCAGCUUAUCUGAGAAGAGAGCAUUAACUGAUCCUGUUCAGCAAACAGUAGCGUCGGCAGAGUCAUUAGCGCGGAAUCUGCAGUGGGCAAAAGCUCACGGUAUGGGUGAAGAUGCUGUUCAAGUUGGUCUAUAGCUCCUCAUGUCCCAGGCACAACAGCCUUAUGUAUAUACUGAAAUAACUUGGUUUACCUCCCUCAAAUGGUUCAUUUCCCUAGAUUAUUUGUUCAAGGAUAGCUAACCUUCAAUGGAAUACUUGAAUACUGCACUCACCUUGGCAAACUUUCCAGGGGCUGCGUGCCACCAGUGGGUGUGUCCACCCCUACUCUUGCCCUCACAUGUGUGUACACACACAUUCAGGGCACCUUCUCCAGCGUAGCCCCACACCCAGCAGAUCAGCUGAAGAGCAGGGCUUAUCAUCAUCCCCUCUCCGUUCAUCAAAUGAUCAUUCUAAUAAGCACAGUAGAGGUAGUUUGUAUCCCCAUCAAGGUUCUGGGCUGUGCAGAGAGUUCUACACAUCUCUGUCCACCCCAACAUCACCUCUGUUUUAUUCCCCCGCUUUUUUGCUGCCACCAAAAUCAGUGGAGCCUUGGUGGGAUGGGGCUCAUUAAUUUUUUCUUAGGGGUCAAGCUCCCAAGCCAAACACAUUAUUACAUUUGUAUAUCCAAAACAUCCACAGUGGUUAACAACUACUGUAUAAAUCCCACAACAGAAAAUAGCCAGUUCACAAAACAGUCAGUCAGUAUCAUAAUGAUGAGGGGACAGUGACAUCCCAUAGCCCAGGGGUGGCUAACCCAUAGCUCACAUGCACCCAGGUAUAUGAAGUGACCUUCCAGGCCCUUUCCCCAUAGCUUCAUCUUCUUAUCUGCUCAGCAAAUGAUAACUUGUAAUUCAUUUAAUGUGUUGCUAGUAAAGUGAAGGCGCAAGAUCCUCUCCAGUAAAGUUACUUAUCAUUUUAGGGCAAUAGCAGAACUGUUGAUAGAUGCCAGGAGGAGAUGAUCUGUGCAAAAUGUAUGAAGGAGUCUUGAAGACUGAUUAUAAUCUGCUCCCAUUCGUUUGUAGAUCUCCUAGCUACUGAAAUUAAUCCUGAUGUUCCAAUCUGGAUAAUGACUAAGUACAGCAUGAGGAAAGAUGCAAUUUCCCCAACUAAUUUUGAAGGAGAGCAUCUGUGUAUUACCACUAAUCAAAAUGUGUUUGUUUCCAGAACUUCCUGAAAGCAUGUGCCUUCAGUUUGCCUGCGGUGUUCAAAUUCAGCUGGGUUUCGCAGCAGAAUUCUCCAAUGUCCUGAUUGUCUACACAAGCAUAGUAAAGAAGCCUUCUGAAAUCACUGUUUGCAAAGCUUAUGUUACAGAUUUCCCCCUUGUAAGUUGGCGUCAGGAGCUUGGUAUGAGUUUAUUCUUUACAAGAUUAUAAAAAACAUGAAAUUUGCACUUUGGCCAAAACCCACAUAUUAUAUGAUCUGGCAGCUAGAGGGUGGUGGUGGUUGUGGGUAUAUAGCUUUUAAUCCUAUGAGUUAAUUUCUGCUUUUUAACAAAUUUGAACAGGACUUGGAUGUGGACCCCAAAGGGGCAAACAAGGGGACUCCUGAGGAAACCGGAAGCUACUUGCUUUCAAAGGACUUGCCCAAGCAUUGUCUCUACACUCGAAUAAGUUCUCUGCAGAAGCUAAAGGUCAUUUCACAUUACUUUUGUUUCACAAACUCAUUCUGUUUGGCACUUUUACACCAGCUGCUGCAUGAAACAGAUUGCACGAUUUACAGGCCCACACCCAUAUUGGUAGCCUCCAGUUACUACUUGCCCUUUGAAAUACCUCAGCAUAAAUGUAUGAUUUCCCUAUGGAUGCAGCUUUGCAGGUUAAGCCAGCAGAGAAUUAUAUGCCAAAGGCCUUCAGUCUCGAAAGGUUCAGAGUCCAGAUUUCUGAAUAUGGCUUCAUGGAUAUUGGGGGAGAGCAGCAGGCUGCAGCAGUAGGGGUUUUGUUUGUGUCAAGGCUGAGGUGGUGGUAGGAUCACAACUGCUUUGCUUUCUUGCUGCACCACUAAGGUCCCUUCCAACUCAAUUCUAUGAUUCUAAGCUAUUGGAAACAAAACAAAUCAGGGCUCCGAUGAUGGCUGUCGCCCCAUUUGCGCUAUACAUUUAAAGCUGUAUCACACCACUUUAAACCUUUGCUGCUUCCCCCAAAGAAUCCUGGGGCUUGUAGUUUGCUAAGGUCACAGAUGAUCGUUAGAGUCCAAUUCCCCUCACAGAGCUGCAAUUCCCAGCGUGGUUUUGUAGUCAGUCCCUCUUCCCAGAGAACUCUUGAGAACUGUAGCUUUGUGAGGGGGAAGAGGGAUCUCCUAAAAAACUCUCAACACCCUUCACAAACCAUGAACCAUGACUGUUUUGAAGUGGCACGACGCUGCUUUAAAGGCCUAGUGCAGAUUGGACACUACUGUGAGGUGGGAAAUAGGGGACCAGGAGCCAAAUCUGACUGGGCAAUGAGAAUGUACUGGGUGAAGGAACUACUCUGAUCAGUAUAAAACUGCAGUAUGUGGCAUUGGAAUGAGGGUGGAAUCUACAUGAUAAAGAACAGCUGGUGUCCCUUGGCUUAUACAUCAUCCUAAAUGAUGAAGAUACAGCAAGUGCUAAAAUUGAUUUAUUUCUUUUUUGAGGGGCAGACAUGCUCAUUUUUUGCUUUUGUUUCCCACGAAAUGCAGAUGUGCCAUUAAUUCAGUCAGCAUACAAAACUGAUUAUGUUAGUGAGAGUAUUGGAGUUAUCUGUGAUGCAAACAGUAGCUUCUUUGUGUUUAAUUUUUGCAAGUUCCAUGUGGAAGGCAAACUCUUAACGUGGAAAGUGGAAUAUCUUUAGCAGCCGGUGUAACAGUUGCUUUUAAAAUACAGUGUCUGUGUGCUGACAGCAAAACGCUAGAAAAAGGUUUCCAGCACCCCCCCCCCCUUUUUUUGUCCUGUGAAUUUGUGUAAUUAGGAGACAAAAGCACUCUGAUGGCAGUGAAUGCUGCAUUUGAUGUGAAUGCCUGCAUUUCUUUCUUAGGGCAUAACAGCUGCCAUUAUUAUGAAGAUUAAUGAUGAAUUUUCUUUUUUUAUUAUUUCACAGGAAGACUUAACCUUCACAGUUUGCCUGCACUAUGAAUACGCAGGAGUAGAUGAUGUUGUGGAUGAAAGGAAGGUGGUUAACAUUGGCAAGCCGCUCAUUGCGAGACUGCGCAUUCAUCAAGGAUACAGAAAGAAUAGUUGUUUCCACAGCUUCUGCGGGCCUGACGGGCCUUGUUUCGCCCACUCGCCUGGUGUAGAGGCAGCUGGAUAUAGCCCCUCUCAUCACAAUCACCAGCCACAUUGUUAUACAGGUUUCCCCCAGCAAAGCCCUGCUCACUCAGGAAGUGUUUUGCAACCAGUGAGGUGCCAGUGCAAUAUGUCUCCAAACAGGCUGGUCGCAUGGUCACCAACCUGGUCGUAUCCAUCCAAUUCGAACCAAAGCAACGUACCUGUGGAGACGACGGAUGAACUGGAAUCUGAUUUCUCAGGAAGCUUGAGGCUGUCUCAUCAACAGUAGCCGAAGCUUUUGUGUGGCAGUUUAGCGGCAACAUUCCUCAGGCAGCGAUUUGCAGAUCUUGGAUUUUGGGGAAAGGGCAUUAAUAGGUCUCAUUGAAUUAUUUAACCAGGAUCCCAAGUUGUUGGGAUUAUGAGUUGGCACAUAGGUACUUAAGAAAUCUUCUUGGACCACAGGAAAUUCCCAGUUAUUUUCCCUGAUAAGGAAACUGCAGGGCAUGUUGCAAUACAGUAGUAAGAAAGAGUCUGAUUGACUUCAAGCCCAGCUAUGUAUCAUGGGAGAGUAUGGGUACAGUAUUCUCUUUUAACAUGUUGAAAACAAUUGGAACUGCAACAAAAUGUUGCAGUGUGACGAUGGUCUGCCUGUCCAAACUUCCAGCAUUUCUAACCCCCCCCCCAAACAUUUCCCACCAGUCAGCAUUCCAUGGGGCACUGAGCACAAAUAGUCCUGUAUUGGGUGGGGGGGCUCACUCCCUUGGGGUUUUCACCUCUAGAAAUUUUUUCUAUACAAACUUUGGGGUUCCUCAAGUCUACUCAUACCAUCUGCAUGGUGCUGCUGCUUUGGCUACAUAAGCAAUGACAUGACCUGAGCACUGGAAGUAGAGCAGUGGUUGCUAGACACUCCCCCGCCCCCGGGGAUCACUUGGAAAAUGCUGACGGUUUUGGUGAACUACGUAAUGAUUUUUAGUUGUAUUUUUAUUGUUUCUUUUAUUUCUUCCGCAGGCAACCCCCGAUUUGCACGGGGGUUGUGUUCCUGCCCCCCGCCCCGCCAACACGUCAACAGAGUUUGCAUAAGGCAUAAGCCCACCCCAUUAUACCCCUGAUCUGCCCUCAUGUUCUGCGUAAUUGAACAUGUGCAAAAUGGUCACUGCCUGUUGCUUUUUUUUUUGGUAUUAACUUGCAUCCAAGUUGCAGCCAAUACAAUAAGAAAUGAAAUGCAAGGAAAAUGCAAUUAAAAAGCAAUUUGCAUAUUUAACAUGAACAUGCCAUGGACCACCUGAGUGAAGCUCAUGGACCACUGGUGGCCCACCAACCACAAGUGUGGGAACCUCCUGACAUAGAGGGGAUGAUGUUUAGAGGAUGGCAGGAUACCACUGGGUAUCUGGUGCUUUCCCUACAUGUCUAGAUGAAUGCAUGGGAACUGGACGAUGGACUGAAUGGAAUAUUGCUCUCAUUCAUCAAUGAUAUUCUUAUUUCUGUCCUCUGGAAGUUCCCGAACCUUUCCUCCUACAGCAAACACUGUACAAACAACCUUUGAUUAAAUAAAAGCACCUGCAGAAUUUCUGGUCAUUUGGGAACCAGUUUUGUUUUACAUGAUCAAUGUCUGCAAUUAGUUCAAAAGGGUAGAAAAGAGAUUUUUGUGUGAGAUUAUAAAUGCACCCCAGCCUCUUUAACAGUCAACAAGAGUGAAUCAGCUUUACAGGUACUCCUCCUCUCAUUUAUACUGUCAUUUUAAAAGGCCAGCAUUAUUAUUAUUUUGUGCAUAAUUAUACGCAAGGCAAUAAAUUCCUUUUUUAAAAUAUUUGUAUAUAUGUACUAUAUUCAAUAAGAAGUUCAGCAUUCAAUUCUCUAACGUGACUGAAGUGCCUGUGGUAUGUUAAAUUUAGACUCUUACCUGCAUUUCUGGGGGAAAGGAAUACUAGGCAAACUGAGGCAAUCUAUCCAAAACAAUGCUAACUAAAUAUUAGCCUUUAUUCUAGAUUUCUGCAUCUUAGCAUUGUGGAAUUUUGCAUGUGCUGACAAAUGUGCAGGAGAAUUACGAUACGAGAGAUGUAGCUGUAUUAAGGGGGAGACAGUCGGGAAGUGGUUCGGAAAGUCAGUAGACAGCCAUUGGGACUCUAGGAAGCAAGAAGGAAGAGAAGCCAAGGAACAACAGCUUGCAAGGUUGCAGGUAAGUAGACACUUGGGACGGAACAGAUAAGUCAGUGGCAAGUCAGUCUGGAGCCUGGAGAAGGUCUAAGCGGUGUCUAAGGAGCGAAGGUCUAAGAAGCUGUCAGGGGGGUGAUUUAUCCAGAAAUGUGAUUUAGUUAUAUUUGUUUUGAAUGUUUUGUUGAUUUUAUAUUUGUUUUUCUUGGUGGUUUUAUGUAUAUUUGUUUUAAAUUGGUUUGUGUAUUUUAAGUCAUGGUUUAUAUAUAAUUUGACUUGUAUACUACUUGGGAGAAUUUUUUUGAGCAAGUGGGUUCGUACAUUUUCUAAAUAAUUGUCGGAGGAAUUUGAAGAGGUGCUGUAUACAGUGGUACCUCGGGUUAAGUACUUAAUUCGUUCCAGAGGUCCGUUCUUAACCUGAAACUGUUCUUAACCUGAAGCACCACUUUAGCUAAUGGGGCCUCAUGCUGCCGCCACGCCACGAGAGCACGAUUUCUGUUCUCAUCCUGAAGCAAAGUUCUUAACCCAAGGUACUAUUUCUGGGUUAGCGGAGUCUGUAACCUGAAGCGUAUGUAACCCGAGGUACCACUGUACCUGCCUUCCCUCUGAUGAACAUUCCUUCUUUUGCCACCCCUCCUUCCACGCCACUCUUCUCCUCUCAUUGUGUUUGGGUCUGGGAUAUAUCUUUCUGUCUUCCUGUGCUUGUAAGUGUAGUCAUAAGAGGCUACACUGGCCAGCUUUAGCCAUGCAAGAAGUGGACUUCUGAAAGAGUUGGGCAAUGAAAUGUGUCAAGCACUGCAGCCUCAGGGAUCUUUAUACAUCAUAUCCCCUUGCCUUGAACAGUGUUGUCUGAUUACAGUUGGCCCAACCCCUCUCCUUGAUUUUGUUCAAGACCCCUAUUUAUGAUUCCUGAGGGGAAGAGGUUGUUGGGAGGGAGGAAGAGGCACUUGAAGAAGAGACUGGAGGCUGGAACAAUAUUGGUUAUGGCCCAGGAAUAGGACUUGCAUGUCUGGUUGCUAAAAAUUAGGGUUCCAACUUGCAAUUCAGGGCAGUUCAUGGACAUUGAUGACUCAGGCAAUAGGAUGCAGAUAGCAUGUAUAUGUUGUUACGCUUUCCAGCUUGUGGUUCAGAAAACCCAAGUGGUUUUAUUAAUAAGAGGAGGGAGAUUAACAACACAAUCCUAUGCAGAUCUGCUUGGAAGAAAGUCCUGUGGAGUUCAUGUGAACUCCCAGGUAAAUUAUGUGCAGGUUUGCUGCUUGAGUUAAUAAGAGAUUUGUUGUUGAUGGUAAGGGCAAGUUUUAAAUGUUCCUUAGUUUGGUAGUUGUCACUUUCUGAACUGGCCCCCAUGAAAUACCUUUACAUCUUCAGACUAACGCAAUGGUUAAAUAUUUCCAAAAUGAGCUGGUCCAAUGGGAAGCCCUUUCAAUGGCUCCUGUGCAUUUCCACAGCCUCCUAAGUGGCAAAGUUUUGCAGAAAUGGAGUUCCGUAAACCCAGGCAAACCAUAGGUCCACCUAGAUAAGUAUUGUUUGCAGCAACUGGCAUCAGCCAUUCAGGGUUUCAGACAUAAAUCUUGCCCAGCCCUACUUGGAGGUGUCAGGGGUUGAAUCAGACCUUCCAUAUGGAAGUUGUAUAUUCUAGCAGUGAAUUAUGACCCCUGAAUUUGAGCAGGGAGGAACUAUACUAUGUGACGUAUUUAGGUGAUACAUGCCUGAUAUCCAGGGCAAAACCUUGUGAGCUCUUCAGAAGAAAAGGGUUGUCUUUUCAUUUAGAUCAGGACAAACUUCUAGCUUUCAUGCUUUUAGGUGGAACGUAAAACCAUUAAUGAGCAGUGUACGUUUUGUGACAGCCUUAAGAGGCUGCUAUGCAACUGGUCUGAUAGCACUGCAUCACCAGAUGAAAGUCGGUGAUGCUGUCCUUUGCUUUCAGAGCAAAAGAAUGGCUCUUCGAAGCACUUCUCCAUCUCUAGUCACAAUCAGUUCAAGAGGCCCACACACGCACACUUGAUUAGUGUGGAGCUUGCAUUGCCAUGGUAACUAUUCUCUUCACAUACUUUUUGGCACUUGGAAAAACUCAUUGGUUUCUUCCCACGAUCUAAGAGAUUGGAGCACUGUUCAGUGCCCUUCCAAGAUUAGGUCUGUAAUGAUGGAAACAAAAGAGAUUGCUUCUGUCACUACGGGCCUUAAUCUUGCACUGCACUGAACUUCCUGCUCUAGUGAACCCUGCAUGCCCAAUGGCCAAUAAAUAUUUAUUGCUUGUAGCCAUAGGCCAUUGCAAAUGCAGUAAAAGACCUAUUAGCACAGGCAUAAAACAUGAAUAAGUAUACACUCUGCUUAAAAUGCAAUCAAGAUUGAAACUUCCUGGGGAUAGAUUUAGCUUGCUCAAAUUAACAAGUCACUAACAGUUCGUUGAAAGAUUCUCACUUGGAUUUUCUUUGCUGCAGUUGCCUAUAGUGCAGCUUGAUAGUAUAUGUACUCCUAUGGGUUGGAUAACAGGUCAAUGACUCUGUUUUGCACUGGUCACCCACUCCAUUGCAUGUAAUAUAAAAGAAUGGUUUCUUUUCUAGGACAGGCAUACAGUGGGCAGUGCAAUGAAUGUUAUUGGCAUCAUCUGUCUGGAAAGACAAUGGCAGGAAGUCAAACCACUGCGUUAGCAGCACUGAACGUGACUUCCCCAGGGCACAUUUAGUCUCUGGCUAGACUAAAAACAAGCACAUGAACACCUCUGUGCCCUGGCUACACCAUGCAUGGAUUUUCUAUAUCAUCACCAUAUGCUAUGAGCCCCAGCCUUCCUCAAAGUUAAUGUGAACCGUAAAGGCCUCCAACCCUCCCCAGUUUCCCAUCAGCUGCAAGCUUGGCAACUUUGCUAUCUCUGAUUGAAUCUGUGUUUUCCCUCCACAAAGCACCGUGUUUGCUUUGGGAUUCAAGCUCCAUCAGUAUGGUACAGAGGAUGACAACCAUAUAAAUUUCCAGAAAGAGAUGCAAUCCUUGUAAGAGCAAGCUUAUUAUAUUUUACUUGCACUAAGGCACCAGAUGUUCUUGUGCAUUGCCUUCCGUUCUCAGAAGGACGUGCAUAGGAGAUGAUAAUGAGCGAUUGCUUUUCUCUGUGUUCAAGGCAACGAUUUCAUCAGCUCCAUAGAAGUAUCUGUCAGCUAGCCAGUUAUGAGUUAUGGUCACAGCUGUUGUACCAUGGCCAGGAAUAUGGGAGGAGUCCCCUUAUUUUGUGAUUGUAAAUUGCUCUAAACUGUUUUCAGCAUUGUGUUUUAACAAGGCAGGCGUUCUUGUUGUAUAUUUGUAAAUUCGUAUUAGAAAAAUACACAAAGGUUGCUUCCAGACAACUUGUUUAUUGAGCAUUCAUCCUGAUUUGUUUGCAGGGAGAUUAAGACAGCAUUGGCUAUUUAAUAAGCAUAAGGUUAGAUGACGUUGCGUAAAGUGAGUGUUACUCCACACCUUUCAGUGCAGUCCCCCUUUACUUUCCUUAUCACAAAAAGUCUGAUCUUUUGUGAAAGUAGCUUUGUUGCUCAAGACAGCGUGGUCAACUACAAUGGCAUAAACUAGAUUUGCCAGUUUGUGACUGGGCCCUCCUGCAAAACAGCAACUGUCUGGAAGUGGCCUCUCCAUCAGAAGGAAGUCGGAUCUGAGAAACACUGCCCCUGGCACUUUUCAUCAUUUAGGAAAGUAAGGAGUAAUGCACAGUCGUCUUUUUCUGAGCUGUAAUUCUCAAAUCACUUGCCACUUUUGACUAGAAUACUGUUUCCUCUCUAAUGCAGAACGGUUAUUUGGUAAUUAUAAUGGUUCCAUCUUUUUUUAUAACUGUGAAUUGUGCUGUUGCCACCACCCUGGGACCUCAUGGUGAAGGGUGGGUAAGAAAUAUAAAUGGAAUAAAAUAAAUAAUAAAAAUCAAGGGUAAUUUAAUUUAAAAAUUAACAUCUCUUAAAUGUGCAUGAGCUCUCUGAACCCAGUAAUCCACUGUCUUGAGUAUCAAAUGGAUGUGGGAUCUGUCCAUCUAAGGUGCGGGUUCCGAAAAAGGAAUCUAGUGCCAGUUAUGUGAUUCAGUCUGAAACUGACAUCCAGUUCUUUUUGUUGUCCACUCUGUUUGGUAUAGUUCCUUUUAAAGGUUUUGUUUUAUUUCACAAUGUUUACUUGAAGAUUAAUAUCCCAUUUCUUUCAUUUAUUCUUUUGGGGUGGGAACUGCUGUUGCUUAGAGAGCCAGUAAGUAUGCAGUCUGCCUCUGUAUAAUCUAAAAGCAAAUCUGUAACAAAUAAUCUGCAUCCCCUAUCCGGAAAAUUAAUUUCCAUAUUAAGUUUGGAGCUUGCAACGCACUGAAGUGGAAAGUAAAGAAUGAUGCACAAGAUUUUUGACAGAACACUGCCUCCCAGUUUUAUUGGUUUAAUUUUUCCUAAUGACUAAAACUGACACAUUUCCCAGCACCACCAGAAGGUAUUUAGUGACAUUACAGAGCUCUAAUCGACAUUAAUACACAUGUCAGUUUGUUAGCAUAUAAACUGAGUGAGUCCUGGAAUUAAAUUGUGAAGCUGGUGAUCUGAGAGAUAAAACUUUUGUUCCCCAUCCCACGCUGUAAGGUUCUGUCAGCUAUAGUGUAAAUUUGAAAUAUCCUUGCUGAGGACAGUUUUGCAGAUGUCGCUACAAGAUUUUGGCUGAAUGUGCAUGUCACGCUUAACCAUGUUCAGGGCAAUGUGCAGGAGUGGGCUACAAUGAGACCCUGAAUUGUGUAUUCCCUUCUCCUAUGCCCGCAUCACCCAGAAGAGUUCAGAAGCUCCUAAGCCUACUUUUGGUUAGCAGUGGUUAGUUAUGUCAUCUGAAGUGGCAAUCUGGUUAAUAUUAACCAUGGUUAGCAUGAAACAAGCCAACUUCAUGGUUUCUAGAGCUGGCUUAUUUGAACUAACCAUGGUAAACAAUAAUUACUGUUCUGGGCUUGGAUGACAGGAGAAGCUGUGGUUAACUAAAUGGAAAGGAAAUCUUCUGAACUCUUAUGGGUUGCAUGGAAGGAAGGGAUGGGACUGAGAGAGCGGACAAACCCAAAGUUCACUGUGUCUCAUUCCUGUUUGUGCACACCUUGCUAAAACCAUGCUGUGUGGCACAGCCAAAGAAGAUAAAUGAGAUCAGCAUUGGGAGAAUUACUGGUAGAUCCAAGUAAUUUCCACAUCAGCCUAGCUCCUCUACCAAGUGAAUGAAAUCCUGAGAGAGCAAUCCUAACAAGUUAAUUCUGAUUUGAUGGCUGAAGUAGAGCAGGACAAUCAAAACAAUAACAAAAUGUAAGACUGCUAGUUAAUCUUUAACAUUUGGCAUGUAAAGUAUCUCUUAGCUAUUCAUGAACGCUGUGUACAUGAAUCAGAAGUGAGAUGGGCCCUUCCCCAGAGGUCUUGCAAUUUGGAUUAGGUUGGUCAGGAUCAGUAAGAGACAAAAAGAGUUCAGGAGAGUUAUCUAGCAAUAAAAUGGUAUUGGAGCAUUGUUGCUUUAACAUCUAUUGAUUGCCACAAAUCAGAUGCAUGUGGCAAAUGAUAAAUGUGGCGAGGUUUUAUCUUCUUGCCUUUCACUAGGUGGAAAUGGUUCGUUUUGCUGAAUUUGUCAAUACUAUCACACAUCGUUAAUGACUAAGAACAUGUUUUGUUUUAAUUAGAAGUUUCUUAUACUGUGCAUCAAGAAAUAUUAAGACGUUUCAUAACAAUUAAGCAAUAAUAAAUCAAACAAUACAACAAGAGCACUUAAAAAACCAAAAACCCUGAGUAAUUGACCAUGUUUAUGAGAUACUGAUAACACCCUUCCUCCUGUUUUCUCAAAUCUUUAAAAACACUCUCUUCUUUCCGCUGAAACCUCCCCGAUCCAUCAGAUUUUUUUUCACUUUGCAUGACUUUUCUUUUAUACAGCCACUCUUCAGAAAAUAAUUAACAGACGAUGCAGCCAAAGCUAACCGUUUUAUGCCCCAUGGAAUUCAAGGAAGAUAAUUAAAGAUGGGGGGCCAUAGGACAAGCAAGUGGAAGUACAGUGCAUUGUAAAACUAUGGAAUGUGGGGUUUGUUUUGAGGGGGGGUUGUAGCUGGUUUUUUUUGGUAUAUUUUAGAUCUUGUGAUUUAUGAGGAAAUCGUUCACUUUGUGUAUUUUUUUAAUGUUUUAUUUAUGGUUUAUGACUACUUUUGUUAUGUUGUAGUUAGGUAUUUUUUCUCCCAUGUUGUAAGUCGCCUUGAGCAUGGUUUGAACUGUGGAAAGGCAACAUGCAAAUAAAAUUAUGCAUUAUAUAUAAAAUUUGCUGCCACAUUGUGAUGGCUACCGAGUUGGAUGGCUUUAAAAUGGGCAGCAACAACAGCGGCAAGAAUUAUAUUAGCACAAGCUUGGAAGACGGAAGAAAUACCAACGAAAGAACAAUGGGAAGGGAAACUUACGGAAUAUGCAGAACUGGCAAAAUUAACAGAUAAAUUACAUGAAAUGGAUAACAAAGAUUUUAAAAGAGAAUGGGAACCACUUACAACAUAUAUGAAGAGACAACAUAAAGAAUUGGACUCACUGUCAGGGUUUGAAUAAACAAACACAAUUGUAUAUAACAAAAUGUAAGAUUAUAUGUGUUGGGAAAAUUUUGGGAAACAACACGCAGGGUGAGUAAUAUGGAAAUAAAACAAAAUGGGAAUUAUGAGGGAAGUCCGGGGGGGGGGAUAUUAAUUCCGGUGCCAGAGGAACAUGCUUCCGAAUGAUAAGUCUAUGGAGCAACACUGCUGAUCUGGAUGGGAGUCAAGUUUGAUCCAGCAGGGAUCUCCUGGUAGGUGUGCCGAAAAUAACAAAAACCAAUUUUGAGACACAAAGUACAAAUGUGGUUGUUCCCAAACUUUUCCACUAGAGGGUACUCAUUCCACAUUAAUUAUACCAGAAAGUAAAUAUACGUUCUGAACUUCCAAAUCUCUUGCAAUUGCUCCCAAACCUAUGGUCCGUAAAACCUCAUCAGGUGCCCCGUGUGCACAUUAAAUAUCCAUAUUGAUUUUUAUUGUAGCUUUUUGAGUCUUUCAUUUCUUAUAAGAAAUAUUGGGAUGCGGGUGACAAUGUGGUCUAAACCACUGAGCCUCUUGGGCUUGCUGAUCAGAAGUUUGGCGGUUCGAAUCCCCACAACGAAGUGAGCUCCUGUUGCUCUGUCCCAGCUCCUGCCUACCUAGCAGUUCGAAAGCAUGCCAGUGCAAGUAGAUUAAUAAGUACCGCUGUGGCGGGAAGGUAAACGACCUUUCUGUGCACUCUGGUUUCCGUCAUGGUGUUCUGUUGUGCCAGAAAUGGUUUAGUCAUGCUGGCCACAUGACCCGGAAAGCUGUCUGUGGACAAACACCGUCUCCCUCACCCUGAAAAUGAGAUGAGCGCCACAACCCCAUAGUUGCCUUUGACCGUUCAGGGGUCCUUUACCUUUACCUUUAAAGAAAUAAAAGGUGUGAUGAAAAAUACAAUGGAAAACCAUACAGCAUUUAGCACAGAGCAAUACAAUUGCCACAAUUGGUAGGGGGGAAAUGAUUAAGUGGGCCAUCACAAACAUCAGCAGUUUUAUGUGGGAAUAUUGCAAACUUGAUCUAUUCCAUUGGUCUUUGACGGGUGGAAGGCAAUUUUUAUUUUAGGCAAUUGUGGCUGGUGUUCUUUGGGAUUUGUAGGACAGAAGACAGGGAACUUGACAGUAGCUGGAGCCGGAGCGAAUGAUAGGGAGGGUCAAUAAAUACUUGUUUUGUCCCCAUCCUUGUCAGGAACAAACUGGCAGGAUUUAUAUUUUAAAUUUAUUUUUAUAUUGCCCUGAAAUCCAUUUUUCUUGUUUGAGUGGUUAGUAAAAUUUUAAAAAAUAAAUGGAUAGUAAAAGUGGUUAAGCAGUUACCAGUCUUCCUUGCAUGCAUAUACCAGCAGGGCUACUAGGUAAAGGUAAAGGGACCCCUGACCAUUAGGUCCAGUCGUGGCUGACUCUGGGGUUGCGGCGCUCAUCUCGCUUUAUUGGCCAAGGGAGCCGGCGUACAGCUUCCAGGUCAUGUGGCCAGCAUGACAAAGCCGCUUCUGGCGAACCAGAGCAGCGCACGGAAACGCCGUUUACCUUCCCGCCAGAGCGGUACCUAUUUAUCUACUUGCACUUUGACGUGCUUUCAAACUGCUAGGUUGGCAGGAGCAGGGACCGAGCAACGGGAGCUCACCCCAUCACGGGGAUUCGAACCGCC